AUGAUGGCAAAUAGAAACAUUUUCUCGUGUUUUCCACGUUUGCGCCUUCGCAAUGUAAGUAAAUGACUUGGUUUAUUUAAGGUUCCAAUUAUAUUAAUCAUUAACUGGGAGCUAUUACCCCAAACGCCAAUAUAAUUCAUGGCUGGGUCCAGAAGGAGAAUACAGUGAGACCCAUUUUAUAAUUAUUAAUGUGAAUUACUGGACGGGGAGAAGCAGAUCUUUUAUUUUAUUCUCAUUUUAAUUAAGUUAAAUCCUUAUACAAUGAAAUACUGCAUUUAAUGGAUUUAAUAUAAUUUUGACACAUUUGCACUUUAUUGUAUGUACACAAUUUGCACAAAACAUAUUUUCCCCACAAGACACAUUUUUCAUUGUAUAUGAGUUGUCUGGAAUUGGGAUCUCCUUCCUAUCUUCACAUAAGUCUCUUCCAUCCCUGCCCUUAACUCCCGCCAUCACUCCUUACUGAGCGGAAGAGAAAGAGACCGGAGACACAUCUUUGGUGUUAAACCGGUCAAGAACAGGUUAACACUUAUAUGUAAGACUGCACCUGGGCCUCCAGGCACCAUAACAACUUCAAUGAAAUGAUUGCAUGCUACACAAAAUUAUACCCUUAACUUAAACUCCCAUUACUCUUGGGCGGCAGCAGUGGCUAUAGUAUUGAUCAGCCCAAAUACAUAAAACAAAUAAAAAGUUAUCUGCGCUAUCCUAAAUCCCUAUGUACGUUUCAAUAAUGAUGAUUUCAGUACCACUCUAACGGCCAUUAAACUGUAAGCUCACCUGUCACGGCAAGGCCAACCUAUUAGGGGAGUUAUAAGUAAGUUGUUAUGGUGCCUGGAGUGUUCCUUUAAGUAGACUAAUUUCCUGUAUUGUAGUUUGUUUGGAGCAGUUUAAAAAGUAUCGCUGGCCCCUGUGGCAGCAACCAGGGGAUAGACUGUAAAAGCUUUUCAUUUGUUUGAGCAUUUUUCUUGCAAAGUGCCUUUUGUUUUCUAAUUGUUUUUGUUUCAGCCUUUUCAGCGCGCCAGACGUCAGAUACCUGAUGCUGUUGAGCAGAAAGUAGAUCAUCUUCCAGGUACAUUAAAACACUGUGUGUGAUUGCUGUGUGUAUAUGUAAGUGUAUAUCUAUUGAUCUCCAUGGAGACUGAAUCAGUUCUAGCAUUUUAUAGCCUGUGUGAGACCUGAACGUGGAACCUCCAAAGAACAAGAGAACCGAGCACCGUCAACUGAGCUCUCUCAGCCAAAGAAUGGCCCUCUGUGCGUGGAAUAUGCACAGAAUUCACAUUAUCCAGCACAUACCUCUCGUUCCAGACUGGCUAAUGACACUCGUCUAAAUAUCUCUGUAUGUAAAGACUCCAGGCACCAUAACCACUACAAAACACUGAAGUGGUCAUGGUGCUUGGUGGAACCCUUUAACAUUUAGAUUUCUAUUGUUAGAUUGUUACCUGAAGACAAUGUACAGAAUAUGCAAUUUUGACAUUUCUGACACGUUAGAUUGCGUAGUUAAUAUUUUCAGGGAGGUAGUUCGCCUUAUACGUAUCUCUAGACACCUGUAAUGAGUCUCUCCUAACCCCCAUACAGGGGGACUGCCUCCUACCCAUAAUCCGCUACUGUCUGAUAGCAGAAUAUAUCUGGAGUUUCAGCCAGUCUUAAUGUUCCCAUUAUUUAUAAUGACAAUGCUGAACAUAUCCCAUAAACUCAGCAGGUGUGUCUAGUUCAGCACUUGGAAGUAGUUUCCUUCAUUAAAAGUCAAUCUGUUUCUUGAGCUACGUUCUCCAGUCGUGUUUUUAAAUGGAUGGAGCUAGUGGUUGCCACUCGUUUAAACAUAACAAAUGUUCUCCCCGUAAAAAUCUGUAAAAGACUUCAGAUGUCGGGGAAGACUGUGUAAAACCUGUUAAUGGGGGUUACUGUUGUACACGUGAGACAUCGCUGAUUACAAAUAUGGGCAUUUUUUUACAGUAAAACCUAACAGUAAAUCUUAUUUUCUCACAUUUUUUUAAAUUUUAUUCAUAAUAAAUUAUGUUCCAUAUAUGACUAGUUAAUGAUAAAUUAAAGCCCUGUUUCUCCUUAACAGAAUGAUAUAUGAUAAGUGUGGGUGCACUUAAUGUGACAGCGGUGAAUUACGGUUGAACAGACAUAUAGCGCAAAUUCCAGUUUUUGUUUACGUUUUGUUUUGAUCAGAACGUGCACUAUUGACUCCGUCCUGAAGGGGUUAAUGUAACUGUCUUAUUUAUUUAUUGAGUGAUACUGUCUGCUGACAUUUCCAAAUGUUGUAUUUUUUUCUUGUUACUAAUUUCCGGGAUGUCCAGAGAUCCGAGAUGGUCCUAAAGGUGACACCAGCUCCCAGACAGAGAACGCAAAGCUGAGUGCUUUGCAGAAAAAGCUGGAGAUUGAGCUGAAGGUGAAGCAUGGAGCAGAGAAUAUGAUCAAAGCAUAUUCCAAUGAUCCUCCCAAAGUAAGUCUAAUACAUUGAAAUUGAGUUUGAAAAGAAAGAAUACUUUUUUAUUUUUACAGGACAUGCCUUUUAUACCCUGACACCAUUCAAGCUAAUUUAAAGGCAUUCUAUAGUGCCAGGAAAACAAAGCUGUUUUCCUGGCACUUUAGAAUACUACCGGGCCCCCACCCUCUCGCCCCUCCUACCGCGGUGCUUCAGUCACUUUCCUGAAUCCAGCGACCAUGUCCCUUGUUGCUGGGUCAGGCUCUGCCCACGCCCCUCUCUCACUGACGUCGGCCGGCGCGGGAGACCUAAUGCACAUGCGCAGCAAUUGCCACUCUCGCAUUAAGAUUUCCCUAUGGGGAUUCCGGUGAUUCUGGAAGUCCUCAUGCAGAAUGUGAGGACGAACAGCGUCAUUUAGAUGGCCAAAAGUCACCUAAGCACUCAGAAGUCCCUCUAGUGGCUGUCUGGUAGAAAGCCCCUGGGGGGAGAUAACCCUGCAAGGUAAUUAUUGCAGUUUCUAAGAACUGUAGGGAUAAGGGACAGGGGACAUUGCACCCAGACCACUUCAAUGAGCUGAAGUGAUCUGAGUGCCUACAGUGUCCUUUUCAGCGGAUAGUUUGCUGGUGAUAUUUGUUCCUGAAAUCAAGAGAGGUGAUAAAAAUUACCAACUUGAUUUCCAAAAGUUUGCCGACACCUCUCUCAGCUAAAUAGUUGAAGGUGUGCGCUUUUCUUAAUCUCUCACGAAGUAUUUUUCAAAAUACUAAAUAGAAAGAAUGCAUCUUUUUUUUUGUUUUUAAGAUUGAUUUUUUUUUCAAUUUUAAAGAUUCUCCUUCCAUAAUGUGUGUCUAUAAUUCAGUCUGCCUGCAAGGAAGCACUAUAGUGUGCCUAGUGCCUUUCCCCCCAGAUGCAAGCAUUCCGCUGCUGUAUUUUGAGCCAUAAAGGCUCUCGUAUACUGAAAGAGAAACAAAGUGAACUGGAUUUAUAGUCCCUGCAUGUUAUACACAAGGGCUGCCUGGAACUGAAAUAAUAAUACUUUAAUAUCUGGGUAAAAAUCAUUGUUUGAGAUCAAUGAAAACUAAACAUAGUCCACUUGUAUCCUGGGAUGUGAGUAAUUAAAGGGACACUAUAGUCACACAGACCACUUCAGCUCAAUGAAGUGGUCUGGGUGCCAGGUCCCUCAGGUUUUAGCCCUUCAGAUGCAAACAUAGCAGUUUCAGAGAAACUGCUAUGUUUAGAUUUGGGGUUAAUCCAGCCUCUAGUGGCUGUCUUCUGGACAGCCACUAGAGGCGCAUCUGCGAUUUUUUGGACACUUUGAAUGCAUGCGCAUUCGGCUCCGUUGAUAUCGGACGGUAAGCUGAUGUCGGCAAGGGAGGAGAGGUCACCAGUGCCGAGGGAGCCUGGCACUGGAUUAAGGUAAGCUGCUGAAAGGGUUUUAACCCCUUCAGCGCCACGUGUGGGGGACCCUGAGGGUGGGGGCACCGUCAAGGCACUAUAUUGUCAGGAAAACCGCUUUGUUUUUCUGACACUAUACAGUAGUGAUCCUUUAAGGUUUAUUUCCUAGAAUGAGGUUAAUUAAUCCUAUAUUUCUCCAUACAGUUUAAUCAGCUAUCUGACUAUUCUUAUUACUGUUACAGAAUGCCAAACAUCUUGCUGCUGUCCGGAAAAAACUUAAAGGCAGUGAGAAAAAAAUAGCUAGGUUGCGCAGUCGGAUCCAGUCUCUUAUAAAAGGUAAACGUUCUGUCCUCGUAUGCAGUUUGAAAUAACAUUAAUGGGUAACAAUGAACACGUAUUUUAUAUUUUUGUGAGUUUUAAUUUUUAGAGUUUGGCUGUGUUUCUUGGCCAUGAGGAAUGCCUUGGUGGCUACUUUGUAAGGAGUAAAAUUGUAUUAGAACGGCUCCGCAGGGCUUGCUCCGGGCUCAGAUCAGGAGAGCUAAGAGAAGUUCCUGUUUAAGAGCGUCCGGCUCUCCGUCACUGGUAGCCAAAACCGGGAGCUGCCCUGGGAAUAAAAAUGCAUUGACUUCUAAUAAUGGGGUGCCGGGGCAGGACUUGCACCAUAACCACUACAGCAAGCUUUAACAAUCUUACAAGGAGAUCUGUACGUAUCCCAUAAACCUCAACACUCCAAGGCUUUAUGAAGAAAUGUAAAGCUGUAUCUUCCAAUUACAUCGCCUUUACAUUUCCUCUUAGAAGUGGGAGGUAAAGGGAGUAAUGAGAAGGUGCGAAUACAUUUUAUAUUAUUUUAUAAAUUGAAAUAUCAUAAAGUCUAGGCUUGGAUAUAAUGUUUUUGUUUUUUCUCCAUUUGCUUUGAGGUGAAAAUGAUUGGAGUAUUAUUGAUCACUGUGUAUAAUACACAAUACUUACAUUAUGUUAUGUCUCGACCUUUACAGAACAACCAUCGUUACCAGCUCCGGAGACGGACAUUAAUACUGCUGCUCCUUCGAUGUUGGUGACGGAGAGACAGGAGCCAGAGCCGGCUGGGUAUUCACUUUACAUCUUUUUCAUCAAUGUUGUUAGGACCUGAAUCCAUCCCAGUUUACACCACCACACCUGCUGAUUAUCAAUACGUCUGUUGUAUAUUUGUCACGUGCUGUCUAUAGAUUCCUCAGCAUGCAUAUCAAUCACAGAUACAUUUUACAAGGCUGCCUACAGCUUGCAUGCUUGUGUCGCCAGAUCUCCUUAUCUUUGCAGGACUCCUGUGAAUUCUGCAUUCUGCCAGGCAGGGUGUGAGAGUGCUUUGGAUGUCACACAGGAAGCACAGAAUGUAGAAUUCUAUACGGUGCAAAGACAUAGAAAUCGGCAACACUAGUGAGAAGUAUUCUUGGGGUUUCCUUUAAAUAAUGUCUGGUAUAUAGCAGCAAUAUUGUCUACGAUAUAAUGAGUAUAGUGAUAUGACAACCAGAUAAACUAUUCUUUUCUUCCUUCUCAUAGCGAUUUUCCAAUCUUACCUUCGAAACCAAUUACCCUACCGGAUGUGGAACAUGACUUUGAGACGCCUAGUCAGACAUUCUUAGAUGACAUUCAGCAUGAAAUUUCAGCUUAUGUUAAGAUCCAGAAUAUACUGGCCCAGGUAAAGCUCUAACUUGCUGGAUGUUCUCUGAAGUAGUUAUGGUGCAAUGAGUCUGUGGGUAUUAACUCACUUUUUAUUGUUAAACCAUUUGGGAGCAUUUUGAUAAAUGAGAGGUCUCUACCUGUCACCCAGACACCCCCCCUUGGCCAUAAUGAUAAUGUGGAAUUGACAGUUUAACGCUAUAAAUGUGUAUUCCAUCCAACCUGGACUGCUGUGAUGGAUGGGGCGUAACCCAGAGCUCUCAGCCAAUCAAUACCAUCCAGGCUUCCUAUAAUGUGCAUUGAUAAUAUAGAAGUGUUAAUUCCUAUCAUUGUGGCUGUGGAGGGGGGUAUCCAGGUACUUGGAAGAGCCAAAAUGGUCUGAUAUUAAACCAGGGAUAGCGCCAAGACACUCCAGGUACUAUAACCACUACAGCGAGCUAGAAUGGUUAGUUUGCUUCGAGUUUGCCGUUAAAGCGGCCACAUGUUUCAUUUCUUGAUUGUUUGAGUUGAUGAACUCUGGGUUUAGUAAAUAAAUUAGACCUUCUAAUGGUUUAUCAAGGCUAACAGUCACUUUCCAGAACUUUUAAUAUUAUGGUAACAAAUAAAAAGGGUCUUUGCCGCAAAUCUUGUGCAAAAUACUAAUAAAUGGGACAUAAAUCACUUAAAGUGUCAGUGCAAUAAGGCAGGUAUAUUCUCAUAUAAAACAAAGUGAGAGAAAUAAAUGCAAAUGUAGUGUAGUAAGAUUUAAGUGUUAAAUCGUUCUCGAAUGUCUGACAUUAAGGAUGUGUAUCUCCAAGCACCAUCUCUCCCACUCGGACUAAUACGGGAACAUUAGCGCAAGUAGUGAAAAGCCGGCAGUGGCUGAAUUAGAGCGUCAGCUAACACUCUCAGCCAAUCAUGAGUAAAGGAUAUUAGCUAACGAUGGGCAGCUGACUCUCUCAGCCAAUCACUGACCCUUCUCACUGCUCACACAACUUCUGCUUUAACCUGAGCUGAGCAGACAGAGACCGGAGUGACAUCUUUAGUGUUAAACCGGAUAGAACAGGUUAACACUUAUAUAUAACACUGGGCCUCCACACACCAUAACAACUUCAAUGAAAUAAUGCCAUGCUACACAAACUUAAACCCAUGGAAUCAAACUCCCACUACUCUUGGGCGGCAGCAGUGGCUAUAGUAUUCAUCAGCCCAAAUACACAAAACAAAUAAAAAGUUAUCUGAACGGCCAUUAAACUGUAAGCUCACCUGUCACAGGAAGGCAAACCUAUUAGGGGAGUCCUACACAAGUUGUUAUGGUGCCUGGAGUGUUCCUUUAAGUAGACUCAUUUCCUGUAUUGUAGUUUGUUUGGAGCAGUUUAAAAAGUAUCGCUGGCCCCUGUGGCAGCAACCAGGGGAUAGACUGUAAAAGCUUUUGGUUUGUUUGAGCAUUUUUCUUGCAAAGUGCCUUUUGUUUUCUAAUUGUAUUUGUUUCUGCUUUUUCAGCGUGCCAGACGUCAGAUACCUGAUGCUGUUGAGCAGAAAGUAGAUCAACUUCCAGGUACAUUAAAACAUUGUGUGCGUGAUUGCUAUAUACAGUAUUUCACAAAAGUGAGGACAUCCCUCUCAUUUUUGUAAAUAUUUUAUCUGUGACAACACUGAAGAAAUGACACUCUGCUACAAUGUAAAGUAGUAAGUGUACAGCCUGUAUAACAGUAAAUUUGCUAUCCCCUCCAAAUAACUCAACACACAGCCAGUAAUGUCUAAACCGUUGGCAACAAAAGUGAGUACACCCCUAAGUGGAAAUGUCCAAACUGGACCCAAAGUGUCAAUAUUUUGUGUGACCACCAUUAUUUUCCAGCACUGCCUUAACCCUCAUGGGCAUGGAGUUCACCUGAUCUUCACAGGUUGCCACUGGAGUUCUUUUCCACUUCUCCAUGAUGACAGCACAGAGCUGGUGGAUGUUGGAAAUCUUGCGUUCCCCCACCUUCUGUUUGAGGAUGCCCCACAGAUGCUCAAUAGGAUUUAGGUCUGGAGACAUGCUUGGCCAGUCCAUUACCUUUACCUUCAGCUUCUUUAGCAAGGCAGUGGUCGUCUUGGAGGUGUGUUUGGGGUUGUUAUCAUGUUGGUAUACUGCCCUGUGGCCCAGUCUCCGAAGGGAGGGGAUCAUUCUCUGCUUCAGUAUGCUUCAGUAUGUCACAGUACAUGUUGGCAUUCAUGGUUCCUUCAAUGAACUCUUGCUCCCAGUGCCAGCAGCACUGAUACAGGCCCAGACCAUGACAUUCCCAUCACCAUGCAUGACUGUAGGCAAGACACACUUGUCUUUGUACUCCUCACCUGGUUGCCACCACACACGCUUGACACCAUCUGAACCAAAUAAGUUUAUCUUGGUCUCAUCGGACCACAGGACAUGGUUCCAGUAAUCCAUGUCCUUACUCUGCUUGUCUUCAGCAAACUGUUUGGGUCGCUUUCUUGUGCAUUAUAUUUAGAAGAGGCUUCCUUCUGGGAUGACAGCCAUGCAGACCAAUUUGAUGCAGUGUGCGGCAUAUGGUCUGAGCACUGACAGGCUGACUCCCCACCCCUUUAACCUCUGUAGCAAUGCUGGCAGCACUCAUACGUCUAUUUCCCAAAGACAACAUCUGGAUAUGACGCUGUGACAAACUCCCCUUCCCAUAUUUCCAGACACCAUGUCAGCCAAUCUUAAAGGAACACUAUAGUCACCUAAAUUACUUUAGCUAAAUAAAGCAGUUUUAGUGUAUAGAUCAUUCCCCUGCAAUUUCACUGCUCAAUUCACUGUCAUUUAGGAGUUAAAUCACUUUGUGUCUGAUUAUGCAGCCCUAGCCACACCUCCCCUGGCUAUGAUUGACAGAGCCUGCAUGAAAAAAAAACUGGUUUCACUUUCAAACAGAUGUAAUUUACCUUAAAUAAUUGUAUCUCAAUCUCUAAAUUGAACUUUAAUCACAUACAGGAGGCUCUUGCAGGGUCUAGCAAGCUAUUAACAUAACAGGGGAUAAGAAAAUCUUAAUUAAACAGAACUUGCAAUAAAGAAAGCCUAAAUAGGGCUCUCUUUACAGGAAGUGUUUAUGGAAGGCUGUGCAAGUCACAUGCAGGGAGGUGUGACUAGGGUUCAUAAACAAGGGGAUUUAACUCCUAAAUGGCAGAGAAUUGAGCAGUGAGGCUGCAGGGGCAUGUUCUAUACACCAAAACUGCUUCAUUAAGCUAAAUUUGUUCAGGUGACUAUAGUGUCCCUUUAAUGUUCCCAUUAUUUAUAAUGACAAUGCUGAGCAUAUCCCAUAAACUCAGCUGGUGUGUCUAGUUCAGCACUUGGCAGUAGUUUCAUUCAGUAAAAGUCAAACUGUUUCUUGAGCUACGUUCUCCAGUCAUGUUUUUAAAUGGAUGGAGCUAGCGGUGGCCACUCGUGUAAACAUAACAAAUGUUCUCCCCAUGAAAUCUGUAAAAGACGUCAGAUGGCGGGGAUAGUACUAUAACUGGAGCAGCUUGUCACUGCUAUUCUCUAAAUAUUGUAGAUAUAAGAAUCAGAAAAACAAAAGCACAGGAAGAGUAGCUUCUGACAACAAAAUAUAUGGAAGUUCACAGGUUAUUAUAAUACAUUAAGUGUCUGUUUAAAUAAAAGGUUAUGUAUUGUGUAGUCUUUCUAACCUUGAUUGAGCAAUACUAUCUGUAAAAUCACAUAGUGAUCUGUCUUUCUUUUUAAUUUUCAGAGUCUCCAGAGACUCAAGACUUUCUCCAACCUGUGAGUCGCUCAUCAGCUAGUGAUAGUUUCUCCACUGUUGACCUGACCUCUUCUACAAGUGACAUCUCAUUGGAAAGUACUGGUGGGUCAUAGCAGUAAUAACUGUUGCUUUUUCAUUUUACAAUCAGGUGGAUAUUUUAGAGACUUUAAAAGAGGAAAUCAUAACGUUGUGAUCAGUUAUUGCACAUAUUUUGAAUAUGAGAUUGUAGACUUUAUUGGGCAUCAGAUCACCGACAUUAUAUAGCGUGAAAACAUGGAGAUUUAAAUAAAUAGUACCGAGGAAGGCUGUGCCUUGUUAGUUUUACAGAAAUAUAAAUGGGUCCCGUGCACAUUUAACAAUUAAAGGACCACUAUAGGCACCCAGACCACUUCAGCCCAAUGAAGUGGUCUGGGUGCCAGGUCCCUCUAGUUUUAACCCUGCAGCUGUGAACAUGUUUCACUGAGGGUUAAUCCAGCCGCUAGAGGCGCUUCUGCGAUUCUCACUGUGAAAAUCACAGUGAGAAGAAGCUGGACGUCCAUAGGAACGCAGGGGGUGGAGAGUUCCAUAUCGCCGAAGGAGCCCGGCACUGGAGAAAGGUAAGUGGCUGAAGGGGUUUUAACCCCUUCAGCCCAGCGGGAGGGGGGGGCCCGAGGGUGGGGGGGUCCUAAUGACCCUAUAGUGCCAGGAAAACAUCUGCUGCAUUCAAUGUUCUCCAACCAGAGAAGUCAGAUGUCCCUAUAAAAUAAAGCAUGGCCAUUAAUGGACCAUGUUCAUUGGCUAGAGGGAGCUCAGCUGCAUGGCCCUACUUUGCUUAAUCGGGCAAUCUGCAUUCUCUUGCCAGAGAAGACUGGAUACAUGGGAUGUGGUCACAGGCACCUGGCGGGACCCUGGGAAGGAGUUAAACCAAACUUGGAGUAUUCCUAGAAAUGUCCAUGAAAGACUGGAGUCGAUACAAUAUUUACUGUAGAUCUAUCUCACCGACAUCUAUUGAAACUGGAAGGCAUGUACAUUGCGUGCUCCUGUAAUGUCAUCAAUCACGGGGGACUUCUAGCAGCUGGGAUUUUUGUUGUUUACUCUGUAUUUAUCUUUUCUUUCAGUAUUUUUAUACUCCUUGAUUUAAAGCUGCUCUCUGGGUCUGUGUUAUCUAUCGUGGCAUUACCUACUCUACUUAAUGUAACUGUCUUAUUUAUUUAUUGAGUGAUACUGUCUGCUGACAUUUCCAAAUGUUGUAUUUUUCUUGUUACUAAUUCCCGGGAUGUCCAGAGAUCUCAGAUGCUCCUACAAGUGACACCAGCUCCCAGGCAGACAACGUGAAGCUGAGUGCUUUGCAGAAAAAGCUGGAGAUCGAGCUGAAGGUGAAGCAGGGAGCAGAUAAUCUGAUCAAAGCAUAUUCCAAUGAUCCUCCCAAAGUAAGUCUAAUACAUUGAAACUGAGUUUAAUAAAAAAUAAUAUUUUUUUAAAUUGUUGAUGGGGGAGGGGCAACUCCCAAAUCGCUCUUACACCUUUUACAUGACAUGCCUUUUACACCCUGACAGAAAGCUGAUACAAAUUACAAACUAGAUUUCCCGAGAUCUCUCACAGUGAAAUAGUUGAAGGCAUGAGCUUUUCUUAAUCACCCAUGAAGCACUUUUUCAAAUUUCUAAGUAGAGAGAAUGCAAGUUUUUUCAUGUUUUACAGUUGCAAGAAAAAGUAUGUGAACCCUUUGGAAUGAUAUGGAUUUCUGCACAAAUUGGUUAUAAAAUGUGAUCUGAUCAUCAUCUAAGUCACAACAAUAGACAAUCACAGUCUGCUUAAACUAAUAACACACAAAGAAUGAAAUGUUGCCAUGUUUUUAUUGAACACACCAUGUAAACAUUCACAGUGCAGGUGGAAAAGGGAUGUGAACCCCUAGACUAAUGACAUCUCCAAGAGCUAAUUGGAGUGAGAUGUCAGCCAACUGGAGUCCAAUCAAUGAGAUGAGAUUGGAGGUGUUGGUUACAGCUGCCCUGCCCUAUAAAAAACACACACUAGUUCUAGGUUUGCUUUUCACAAGAAGCAUUGCCUGAUGUGAAUGAUGCCUCGCACAAAAGAGCUCUCAGAAGACCUACGAUUAAGAAUUGUUGACUUGCAUAAAGCUGGAAAGGGUUAUAAAAGUAUCUCCAAAAGCCUUGCUGUUCAUCAGUCCACGGUAAGACAAAUUGUCUAUAAAUGGAGAAAGUUCAGCACUGCUGCUACUCUCCCUAGGAGUGGCCGUCCUGUAAAGAUGACUGCAAGAGCACAGCGCAGACUGCUCAAUGAGGUGAAGAAAAAUCCUAGAGUGUCAGCUAAAGACUUACAAAAGUCACUGGCAAAUGCUAACAUCCCUGUUAGCGAAUCUACAAUACGUAAAACACUAAACAAGAAUGGAUUUCAUGGGAGGAUACCACAGAGGAAGCCACUGCUGUCCAAACAAAACAUUGCUGCACGUUUACAGUUUGCACAAGAGCACCUGGAUGUUCCACAGCAGUACUGGCAAAAUAUUCUGUGGACAGAUGAAACCAAAGAUGAGUUGUUUGGAAGAAACACACAACACUAUGUGUGGCGAAAAAAAGGUACAGCACACCAACAUCAAAACCUCAUCCCAACUGUGAAGUAUGGUGGUGGGGGCAUCAUGGUUUGGGGCUGCUUUGCUGCGUCAGGGCCAGACGGAUUGCUAUCAUCGAAGGAAAAAUGAAUUCCCAAGUUUAUCAAGACAUUUUGCAGGAGAACUUAAGGCCAUCUGUCUACCAGCUGAAGAUCAACAGAAGAUGGGUGUUGCAACAUGACAAUGACCCAAAGCAUAGAAGUAAAUCAACAACAGAAUGGCUUAAACAGAAGAAAAUACGCCUUCUGAAGUGGCCCAGUCAGAGUCCUGACCUCAACCCGAUUGAGAUGGUGUGGCAUGACCUCAAGAAAGUGAUUCACACCAGACAUCCCAAGAAUAUUGCUGAACUGAAACAGUUCUGUAAAGAGGAAUGGUCAAGAAUUACUCCUGACCGUUGUGCACGUCUGAUCUGCAACUACAGGAACCGUUUGGUUGAAGUUAUUGCUGCCAAAGGAGGUUCAACUACUUAUUAAAUCCAAGGGUUCACAUACUUUUCCACCUACACUGUGAAUGUUUACAUGGUGUGUGCAAUAAAAACAUGGGAACAUUUCAUUCUUUGUGGGUUAUUAGUUUAAGCAGACUGUGAUUGUCUAUUGUUGUGACUUAGGUGAUGAUCAGAUCACAUUUUAUGACCAAUUUGUGCAGAAAUCCAUAUCAUUCCAAAGGGUUCACAUACUUUUUCUUGCAAUUGUAUUUCUGAUUUUACAGAUUCAUCUUCCAUGAUGCGUGUCUAUAAUUUAGUCUGCCUGCAAGGAAGCACUAUAGUGUGCCUAUUGCCCGUUACCCCCAGAUGCAAGCAUUCCGCUGCUGUAUUUUGAGCCAUUAAGGCUCUCGUAUACUGAAAGAGAAACAAAGUGAACUGGAUUUAUAGUCCCUGCAUGUUAUGUACAAGGAUUGCCUGGAACUGACAUAAUAAUGGUUUAAUAUCUGGGUAAAAAUCAUUGCUUGAGAUCAUUGAAAACUAAACAUGAAUAGAAAAAAUGACCCAGGCACUCCAGCGAAUUCCAAAAUAGAGGCAAGCUUGACAAAGGCCCUAAGGGGUUGAAACGUUGCUUUUUGAUUCCUUGUUCCAAUAAAAAUUGCCUCUAUUUUGGAAUUCGCUGGAGUGCCUGGAUCAUUUUUUCUAUUCAAAUUUUAUACUUGGUCCAUUUGGUACUGAGACUUGUCCACAUGAGCACCCUGAAUUCCAUGACAAAGGAUUGAGUGCGCUUCCACCAUCUACAUAUGUUAUGAGAACUAAACGUAGUCCAGAUGUAUCCUGGGUUGUAAGUAGUUUAUUUCCUAGAAUGAGGUUAAUUAAUCCUAUAUUUCUUCAUACAUUUUAAUCAGCUAUCUGACAAUUCUUAUUACUGGUACAGAAUGUCCACCAUAUUGCUGCUGUCCUGGAAAAACGUCAAGACAGCGAGAAUAAAAUAGUCAGGUUGCGCAGUCGAAUCCAGGCUCUUAUAAAAGGUAAACGUUCUGUCCUCGUAUGCAGUUUUUAGAAAGAAUAUUAAUGGGUAACAAUGAACACGUAUUUUAUAUUUUUGAGAGUUUUAGUUUUUAGAGUUUGGCUGUGUGUCUGGGCCAUGAGAUAUUCUGGGUGCCGACUGCUUUUAUAUAUAGUGAUCCAUAAGUCACCUGUGGAGGUACAGAGUUCAUGGAUGUGACUAAACUUUAAAGAAACAAUCCGAGCACCUAACCACUACAGGCCAUUAUUGUUACGGUGCCAGUAGUGCCCUGGUGGCUGCUUUGUAAGGAUUCCUGAGAAGUUCCUAUUUAGGAGCUUCCGGCUCUCCGUCGCUGGUAGUGGACACAGGGAGCGGCACCUGACGUCUAAUAAUGGGGUGCCAGGGCAGGACUUGUACCAUAACCACAUCAAGCUUUAACUAUCUUACAAGGAGGUAUAAGAGAUCUGUACGUAUCCCAUAAAUGUCUACACUCCAAGGUUUUAUGAGGAAAUGUACAGCUGUAUCUUCCAAUUGCUUUGUCUUUGCAUUUCCUCUUAGAAGUGGGAGGUAAAGGGAGUAAUGAGAAGGUGCAAAUACAUUUUAUAUUAUUUUAUAAAUUAAAUAUCAUAAAGUCUAGGCUUGGAUAUAGUGAUGUUUGCUUGAUUCUCUGUUGCAUUGAGUUUAGAAUUAUUGAAUUAUUAUUAUUCACCGUGUAUAAUAUACAUUACUUACAUUAUAUCCCAAUCUUUACAGAACAACCAUCGUUACCAGCUCCGGAGACGGACAUUAAUACUGCUGCCCCUUCGAUGUUGGUGAUGGACACACAGGAGCCAGAGCCGGCUGGGUAUUCACUUUACAUCUUUCUCAUCAAUGUUGUUAGGACCUGAAUCCAUCUCACUUUAUACCACCAUACCUGCUGAUUAUCUAUAUGUCUGUUGUGGGGGUUAAAUAAUGUCUUGAAUAUAGCAGCAUCAUUGUCUAAGAUAUAAUGAGUAUAGUGAUAUGACAACUAGAUAAACUAUAAUUUUCUUACUUCUGAUAGCGAUUUUCAACUCUUCUCUAUGAAACCAAUUGUCCCACCGGAUGUGGAACUUCACUUAGACGCUGCUCCUGCUCCAAGUCAGACAUUUUUAUAUAGCAUUCUGCGUGAGAUUUCAAUUUAUAUUGAGUUCCCGGAUUUCCUGGCUCAGGUAAAGCUCUCAGAUGUGCUGGUCGUUCUUUACCUCUAAACUUCAUCAAAAAAUGAUCACUCUGUGUACAAUAACCAUUAUAGCACAGUAAUGUAGUUAUGGUGCAAUGAUUCUGUGGAUAUUAGCCCACUUAUUUUUUUGUUAGACCAUUUAGGAGCUUUUUGACAAAUAAGGGCUUGGCUGGUCCACAUGUCCUCUAUGCCGACGUUGAUGGUUGAACUCGGGCUAAAUCUAGUUACAUAGUUACAUAGCUGAAAAGAGACUUGUGUCCAUCAAGUUCAGCCUUCCUCACAUAUGUUUUUGCUGUUGAUCCAAAAGAAGGCAAAAAAACCUAGUUUGAAGCGCUUCAACUUUUUCCACAAACUAGGAAAAAAUUCCUUCUUGACCCCAAAAUAGCAGUCAGAUGUAUCCUUGGAUCAAACAGCUAUUACCCCACUAAUUAUAAAUUAUAUCUCUGCAUGUUAUGUUUUUGCAAGUAUUAAUCCAAUUGCAGUUUAAACAUCUGUAAUGACUCUGACAAAACCACCUCUUCAGGCAGAGAAUUCCAUAUCCUUAUUACUCUUACUGUAAAAAAACUUUUCUUUGCCUUUGAUGAAAUCUCCUUUCUUCCAGCCUAAAUGUGUGACCUCGUGUCCUAUGUAUAGCCCUGUUUUUUGAAUAGAUUUUCAGAUAAUGGUUUGUACUGGCCCCGAAUAUAUUUGUAUAAUGUUAUCAUAUCCCCUCUCAGGCGCCGUAACACAAGAAAUCCUUUUAUCAUGUAUGGUUUUCCUUUCUAGGAUUUUGGAGAAGGCCACGAAUAUACCAGCGAUAGCAAAGAAAUGAUUACAAACCCAACACCAGACGUGCGGUAUGAUUACUUACCUGUGUUACAGGAGCCUUUUAUUCUAAGUCUUUUUUAUUGUGGGGGGGUUUGGGACCAUUUAAUUAAAUUUCUGAACAUUUUCCUUUCUUGGCAGUAUUCGUCUCCGGAUUCCUCUCACCAUGGAGGACUUCAAGCUCCGCUCUGUGCUCGGUAGAGGGAGCUUCGGGAAAGUAAGUUUAAGGUGGAAUUCCAAUUCUAGUUCGAUAUAACGGAUGUCUUAACAGAUGCAGCACAACAAUUUGUUCAUUUUAAUUUCAGGUUCUGCUGGCUAAAUACAAGGACACAGGCAAUAUGUAUGCCUUGAAAGUAAUAAGAAAAGGAGACAUAGAAUCAUCAUCAAUACUCGAUUGGUCAGUAAAUGAAGAACAAUUAAUGGUUUUUGGAAAGAAAAGGUCUGUUUUUGUCCAGUUUUCUAUAGAUCUGGCUAGUAAGAAUACCCAUGGGUCUAGCUUAACCUCCCUCUCAAAUAUUUCUCGCUACAACUGCGCAAUUUGUUGCCAAUAAACUUGUGUAAUUGGGCAUUCCCAAUGUGAAUAUAUGUGCCCUUGAGGCCGCAACCCGCCAGCAUAGGUCUGUAGUAAUUUGGUUCAUACGGCUCAACUUUACCGGUGUAGCAUACCAUCGAAAUAGCAUCUUAUAUGAUUGUUCCUGCAGCGAGACACACAGAGAGGACUGUGCGGCUGCCUCCCAUAUUUCCUGCCAUUCCACUCCCUCCAACGUCUCUCCUAAUUCUGCCUCCCAGUGGUCUAUGUAUGUAAUUCCUCCCCAUUCUAAUGUGUUGUUGCACAAAUGUGAGUAUAGAAGUGAAAUCAAUCCGCUUGGGAACUGUUCCUUUGCGCAUAUCCUUUCAAAGAACAUCAUCUGUGCCUCUGCGGCUUUUUUAACCUGAAGGUCUUGGGCAUAGUCUCUAAUCUGGAGAUAUCUAAAAAAAGUCAAAGGGUCGCAGAGGAGUUCUAGUUUGCAGGUCCUCAAACGUCACAAACGACCCACCCCCCCCCCUCAAACAACUGGUGUAAUCUUUGCAACCCUGCGUGUUCUAUGCCUCUGAAAUCCCAUGCUGUUAUUCCUGGUAGGAAUGCUUUGUCCCUCAACAAAGGGGUCACUGGAGAAUGGGAGGACACCAAGCCAUACUUAGUAGCGGCUGCAUCCCAUAUCUUCAGUGAGUUGAAAAUUGCAGGACAGGUCAUGCUAAUGUUUGGUCUGUGCUCCCUAGGGGUCCACAUAAAGAACUGAGGCAUAUCCAUCCCCAUAAGGGAUGCUUCCAGGUCCACCCAUCUCCUUUCCUCCGGUGGAGAGUGCCACAGCGCCACCUGGGGCAGCUGGGCUGCCUCAUAAUAACAAUAUAGGUGCAGAAGGCCCAGGCCACCCCUGUCCCUAGCCCGGUAAAGAAUGUUGCUUGAGACCCUAUGCUUCUUAUUCUGCCAUAUAAAUUUGCCAAUGGUUUGUUGGAGCAGUCCCAAGUCAGAUCUGGUCACUCUGAUCGGGAGCGCCUGAAACAAAAACAAUAUUCGAGGUAGCACAUUCAUUUUCACGGAAUGAAUCCUCCCUAUCCAAGAAAUUGCUUUUUCCGUCCAGCUCUCCAUGUCCGUCAUCAAUGUCCUAACCAGCGGGGGAUAAUUCUGUUGGAAUAAUUUAGAUGGGUCUGCCGUCAGUCGUAUGCCUAGGUAUUUAAUGUGGUCUCUUGUUAUUCGUAAUUGAUAGGUCUUCCCUAUGUAGGUUACGUCCAUCUCUGACAUACCUAUGGGUAGUACGCUGGACUUGUCCAUAUUUACCUUAUAUCCGGCCAGUUCUCCAGAUUUCUUCAAGACAUCUGUUAGCGCCGCCAUGGAUUCCCUCGGUUCUGUCAGAGUCAGUAAGACGUCAUCUGCGAAUCCUGACACCACGUAUCGUUGCCCUCCGACUUCUACCCCUUUAAUGUCUGGGGCUGAAGGAGUGGUUCCAACGAAAGAGCGAACAAUAAGGGCGACAAUGGGCAUCCCUGUCUAGUGCCGUUGCUUAGACCAAACGGAGUUAUCUUUGCUCCCGAAAUGCGAAGUUGCGCCCUGACAUUAGUAUACAUGGCUCGGAUUGCCAUUGUGAACUGAGCUGGGAAGCCAUAAUGAUCCAGCAUUGUGAAUAAAUAAGGCCAUUUAACCCUGUUGAACGCCUUCUCGGCGUCCAACGACAGUAUCAUCGUCGGUAUUUUCCUCGUGUUUUGUCUCCACAUUACGUCUGGUAUUUUCAAAGAGUUGCCUAUCCAGUAUGAACCCCACAUGGUCAGGGUGAACCAGCCGAUUCAGCAUCAGGUUUAUCCUGGCAGCCAGAAUUUUUGCUAGUAUUUUUGAAUCAUGGUUGAUCAGGGAUAUCGGGCGAAAGUUUUCUGGGGCUGAUAGAUCUCGACCCGGUUUCCACAGUAAGACAAUAUCUGCUAGCGACAUUAGUUCGGUGAACCAAGCUUCCAUAUGUGGAAUAAGUUCUUCCCUAAAGGUUUUAUAAUAUGUUCCAUCGAAGCCAUCUGGUCCCGGUACCUUGUUACUCUUCAGUGUGGAUAUUGCUACGUCUAUUUCUUCUGCCGAGAUCUGUUUCCUCAAGGCGUCUGCUUCCGCUCCAUUCAGUUUUGGCAAAUCCAGCUCAGCAAGGAAAGCUUGUAUCUUCUCUUUUUCACUUUGCAUAUCAGCGAGAUCUGUUGUGGAAUGAUUAUAUAGUUUAGUAAAGAAUUCUGUGAAUAUUUUUGCUAUGUCUGUAGGGUUCAUGUGAUGUUUACCUGAGGCGUCUUUAAUUUUGGUGAUGUGGGUUCCAUGUUGCCUUGGUCAGAGUGACCUCGCUAACAAGGUGUCCAUCUUGUUGGCUUUUUCAAAAUAGGAGUAAAAUGUAAAAUCGCUAUCGUCCUGGUGCUGCGCUCUCCAUAUACCUAUGAGGCCUGUAUUUUGCAUGAAGAGAUGUAAUAAUUUGUCUUGUCCUCCCCUUUUGUGUGAUCUGGGGAGAUCUUUGCUAGAUCCCCUAUCUCUUGCUGGGCAUGGAGCGGCAUUAAAAUCACCCCUCACUAUUACCAUUCCAUGUGGUAAUGCAUUGAUUUCCUGAGUCAAUUCUGCCCAGAACUCCCUAGAUGGGUCAUUUGGGCCAUAAAGCUUGAGAAUAUGUAUACUAUGGGAGUACAGCGUUCCUGAUAGGAGUACAAAGCGGCCUCCCAAGUCUGUGUGUACCCUAGAAACAUUGAGUGGGCACCUACGGUGUAUCAAAAUAGCCACCCCAUUUCUCUUAUUGAGAGCUCUAGAUUCAUACGUGGUGCAGUAUACAUGGUCCCUAAGCGCAAAUUUCCCCGAUGCCUGUAUGUGUGUCUCCUUCAGGAAGGCUAUAUCGGGGUUCAAUCUCUUGAGUUCCCUAAACAUGAGGCGCCGUUUUUUAGGUGCAUUAAGGCCUUUAACGUUUAAUGACAAUAUUUUCACAGGCAUGGUCCUGCCCUGUGGGUGUCGCUGUGAUAAGGUGUAUUGUUCAGCCUACGCCAGCCGGCUCGCAUGGGGACUUCCCUCUCGAGGAACUGGCCCCUAAAUAGAAGAAAUCUCCCUUCUGUACUCACUCGCCCGCCGUGUACCAAUCUCGGAGAAGGGGGUAUACCGUCGCUGUCGCAGCAUCUGGAACCGCUAGCUCUCCCGUGUUCUGCACCCCUAGCUCAUGUAGGAAUGUCACCGGAUUGCCGCCUGGUUGCAGGAUCCUAGAGCGCCCCUCCUUGAAGGCCAUCAGCCUGAACGGAUGGCCCCACUCAUACUUGAUAGAGUGUCACUGAAGCAGUUCAGUUAUAGGUCGCCAUUCCCACCGCUGCCGCAGGGUGUACAGCGUCAGGUCCUGAUACAAGGCUAGUUCAGCUCCUCUGUACAUGAUUGGGCCCUCCCUUCCUCGCUGCAUCAAUGCUUCCUUCGUUUGUAAAAAUUGAAACUUGAUGAUGACAUCUCUAGGCCUGUUAUCGUUUGCCUUUCGGGCCGCAGCGCCCGGUGUGCUCUCUCGAUGUGCCAGUGGUUCUCUGGUAUGUUUAGAAGGAGCGGUUUAAAUAUGGAGGAGACCACCUCAAUCAGGGAGCCUUCCACCUCCUGUUCAGGCAGACCCCGCAGCCUGAUGUUGUUUCGUCGUGAGCGGUUGCCCAGGUCAUCCAGCACAGAUUCAGCCGCCGCUAACCUGGACGUUAAUAGGUUAAUUUGUGCAGCGGCCGCGUUAUGGGCUUCCACCGUGGACUCCAGUCAUUGUUCGAGGACCGCUGUUCUGGUCCCCAACGCAUGUAUCUCCGCCUUGACUUCGGCGGUAUUCCUGGCUAUUUCCGUUGCCAGGUAAGUUCUCACCUCCGCCAAGGUCUCCAGUAUCUGCUUGGCGUCCGUCUCCUGGGGUCCAGGUGUAAUGCUAGAUCCCGGGCAAGAGGGAGAUCGAGGCCCUCCAGUGCUCUCCCGUCCACCAUCUUGGGUGGUGUUUCUCAUAGCGCGGGAAGCCGCAAAGAAAUCCGACACUGUUGCGCCCUGUUCCGGUUGUUUUUUCGCCUUCUUUCUUUUUGGGCCCUUUUAUCAAUCUCAGGUUCCCCCGCAGGUAUUUAGCUGUUUAAUUUCGAACUGCCGCUUUUAUCAGCUGUUGGUCCGGCGGUCCUUCACACGGAUGCGUCCAGCUCGCUCCUACCGCAGACCACGCACCGCCAAGGUCAUACAUAGUUACAUAGUUACAUAGCUGAAAAGAGACUUGCGUCCAUCAAGUUCAGCCUUCCUCAUAUUUGUUUUUUGCUGUUGAUCCAAAAGAAGGCAAAAAAAAACAGUUUGAAGUACAAUUUUGCAACAAGCUAGGAAAAAAAUUCCUUCUUGACCCCAGAAUGGAAGUCAGAUUUAUCCUUGGAUCAAGCAGUUAUUACCCUACAUUGAAAGAUUAUAUCCUUGAAUAUUUUGUUUUUGCAAGUAUGCAUCUAGUAGCUGUUUGAACAUCUGUAUUGAGUCGGAUAAAACCACUUCUUCAGGCAGAGAAUUCCACAUCCUGAUUGUUCUUAGAGUAAAAAAACCUUUCCUUUGCCUUAGACGAAAUCUUCUUUCUUCCAGUCUAAACUCAUGACCUCGUGUCCUAUGUAAAGUCCGGUUUGUGAAUAGAUUUCCACACAAUGGUUUGUAUUGGCCCCGAAUAUAUUUGUAUAAUGUUAUCAUAUCCCCUCUCAGGCGACGUUUUUCUAAACUAAAUAGGUUUAAAUUUGUUAACCUUUCUUCAUAGCCGAUAUGUUCCAUUCCUUUUAUUAAUUUUGUAGCCCGCCUCUGCACUUUUUCUAGUGCCAUAAUAUCCUUCUUUAGAACAGGUGCCCAAAAUUGCACAGCAUAUUCAAUAUGGGGUCUUACCAGUGAUUUAUAAAGAGGCAAAAUGAUAUUCUUGUCCCGAGAAUGAAUGCCCUUUUUCAUGCAUGACAAUACCUUACUGGCCUUGACCACUGCUGAUUGACAUUGCACAUUGUUGCAUAGUUUGUUGUCUAUAACAAUUCUUAAGUCCUUUUCGUGUGUUGUUAUCCCUAAUUCGCUUCCAUUAAGGGUAUACGUUGCAUGUGUAUUCUUUACGCCGAAGUGAAUAACUUUGCAUUUUUCAACAUUAAAUUUCAUCUGCCAUUUGAGGGCCCAGGCCCCCAGUCUAUCUAAAUCCCUCUGCAGCAAAGUAAUAUCUUGCUCACAUUGUAUUAUUUUACAGAGUUUUGUGUCAUCUGCAAACACUGAAACAUGACUUUCAAUGCUGUCUAAAAUAUGUUAAAUAGAAGGGGUCCCAGAACAGACCCCUGAGGGACACCACUUGCCACCUCUGUCCAGCUUGAAAAUUUACCAUUAAUGACAACUCUUUGUACUCUGUUUUUAGGCCAAUGUUCCACCCAAGAACAUGUUUUCUGUCUGUUGUUUGUCAAUUGGUUUUGGAAAUUGGGGGAAAAUUACUUUUAACUUUUAUUUUUCCUUUCCAGCCUUCUGAUUGAGAAGAGGAUAUUUCAAGCUGUGACCAACAGGCGUCACCCAUUUCUAAUUAACAUGUUUGGCAGUUUCCACACUCAAGAUCACGCCGUUUUUGUGAUGGAAUAUGCUGCUGGGGGCGACCUAAAGACACACCUCAAGCAAGGUCCAUUUCCAGAACCCAGAGCUGUGUGAGUAUAAGCUGCAGGUCUAAUCCAAUGUUCAAAGAUAGCUAGCUCUGUGGGUUUUAGAUCGAGUGUAAACAUGAUUAGCCAUUAACAAACAUAUUAAAAAUGACUUCAUACUGUAUAACGUGAUGUAUAUCCCAUGGGCUGCUGUAUAUCUGCCUGCUGUAUGUGUCCAAUGCUGUAUCAGUGCGGUUACAUACACCGCUGUGUGCACCAACUAUAGCUUACGGUCUUGGAAGCAUCGGCAUUGGUGAAUGGAACCAGCUGUGAAUGGUAAACGACCAAUCACCAUUGUAUCAGCUGAUAAAUAACCAGCCACCAGCAGUGAGAGAGCAGAAGGAAACUUGGGAAUUAAUGCAAUAUGUCAGAACACAGAGUGACUUGGAAUAUACAGAAUUAAACCAGUUAGUAAUAAAACACUUCAUCUUCUAGAAAGUAACAGAUUUAUUUAUUAUUCCCAGAUUUUAUUCUGCCUGUGUCGUCCUGGGACUGGAGUUCUUACACCAACAGAAGAUCGUCCACCGGUAAGAUUAUAGAAAAAAACUACACAUGGUGUGUCCGUGAUAUUUGUGUUAUUGUAUUUAACCCUGUUUGUAGUAGUAAGUUAUUCAUGUUAACCAUUUAAACAGCCUAAAGAGUGAAUCCUAAACCUAAGUCCCUCUAGUGUUAUGUAAAAUGAAUAAAACGUAAUGUUCUGUAUUUUAAUAUAGAGACCUGAAAUUAGAGAAUAUUGUUCUAGACGAAAAAGGCUUCGCAAAGAUCACAGACUUUGGUCUUUGCAAAGAAGGUAAAUAUAAUUUUAUAAUUAAAACCUACCUUUUGAUAAAGUUAUUCUCACUUAGUGAGGUCAAAAUGUCCCGGCAAUGUCAGAGCUAGCUUUCAUAUAAACAACCUUUUAAUAUAUAAAAUGAUGUGUAUGAAAUGUGUGCUUCAUUCCAAAAGAAACUCUGUAACAGUAAAAGUAUUUAUUUUUAAUUUAAAGUGUCCAUGGGGUCUUUCAGGUUAUGCGGCCCCCCUUUUAAGCUAAAAUGUUUUUACUCAGUCUCUAUCCAGGGAUGAGCAGGCAGUGUCGGAUGCACACACACAUUACACACAGCCAGCACACACACUGGGGAGGAACAGAAGGAGAUAUUACUGGGAGGGCAGAGGGUGAGACACUAUGCAUAGGGCUCCAGGUAGGCAAACCCCCAAUUAUUCUAAUUGAAAUUAUUAAAGGAGAUUGGGCUACUGCUUUAGUCCUUUAUAUUUUCACACCCCUGUGGUUACCGACAUGGAGAACCGUGUCUGACAGCAUCCCAUAAACUGCUGCUGGGUAAAGGUUUAUGGAGUGAAUUCAAGCUCCACUGAAUUACAAUCUCAGCAAUAUCUAUUCAUUUAUAUUCUUAUAGGAAUAUCAGAUCCAAUACAGAAACAUGUCACCAGUCAUCAGACUUGAGCUAACCGUUAGCAUGUUCAAUUAAAGGACCACUAUAGGCACCCAGACCACUUCACUUUAAUGAAGUGGUCUGGGUGACAGGUCCAUCACUAACCCUUUCUGCUGUAAACAUGCGCAUUCAGCCGAUGCCGGGGAAAGGAGGCGGAGAGUCCCCACCGCCGAGGGAGCCCGGCGGUGGAGAAAAGGUAUGUGUUUAACCCCUUCCUCACCCUAGAGCCUGGCGGGAGGGGGACCCUAAGGGUGGAGGGGACCUAGAGACCCUAUAGUGCCAGGAAAACAAGCAUGUUUUCUUGGCACUAUAGUGGUCCUUUAAGAUUACAGAUCAGUCUAACUGAAAGUCAUUCCAAAUAUAAUUUGCUAAAACUGAAUAUCUAUCGUCAACCUAUACACAAUUCUAUUUUCCUUAUUUCUGAGGAAUCGGAUACGGAGACACAACCGGGUCCCCUAGUGGGACCCCGCAUUACGCAGCUCCUGAAGUCUUAAAGGGCGCGCAGUACACAAGAGCUGUAGACUGGUGGAGUGUUGGAGUGGUCAUUUAUGCAAUGCUGUCUGGAAAGGUAAGAACAAUCUUUCGAUAGGAAUUUGUAAACAGAUUUAUUUUCUGCAAAUCCAAAGAGACUCUACCAAUUUAAAGACGCACUCCACACACCUAAAGCAUUGUAGCUUGCUGAAAUGUUUUAUUUACGCAGUGUCCAUUUUCAUUUUAUAAAACGUGCAGAUUUCAAGGUAAAUUAACCUUGUUACACAGCUCUGACGUCAAUCAUACAAAUGGUCCUGUUACUUCCUGGUUUGUUUAGCUCAGGGGAGAUAAACUCAAGAGGCAGCAAUGGCCCAGAGCACCUGCCGUGCAAAGACUUCUCAUUGAGCUGCAUUGGGAGGUCUGUGAUUGGACAGUCACAGAAAGUCUGGGCGGGGUUAGAAGGGGAGGAUUUGUAAAGGCUGCAGACAAGAGAUCUGUAGCUUUUGCAAGCUGUUUUUAUGUUGGUAUUGCAAUAUUAAUAUUACAUCCCAACAUUCCCCUGCAUAUUAACCCUUUCCCUUCCCAAAAUAGAUCCCCAGAGAGAUACAUUCCUAGUUGUUAUAACCCCCUCUCAAUUAACCCCUAACCCCUGGUUCCCCAAUACCCAAACACCUCCCACUCCGUGAUUUGCUUGUACCAUUCCCAGAUAGUGAAAUAAAUCUCUUUCCAAUGAAUUAGCUCUAUCUUAUGCCCCUGGCCCCUGGUUACUUAGUCCUUUGGUGACUGUUUGAUAGCUGUGUGUACAUAGUGUGUGACCCUCUGUAUACUGCUCCCUGGCUAAUACCUGUACGGUAAGAGAAUGCCCAGUAGUUUUGGCCCUAAUACAUAAAACAAGCUCAAUACUUACUUGUCGAAGUCUUCCUUAUUGAUUGUUUUUAUGUCUCUGCCAAAAAGGAAAUAAAGCCAUCAUAGCCCAUUAUACCCGAACAAAAUACAAAAAUCAAUACACCAUAUUAAAAGUAAAUAAAAACACCAGGAGAGAUAAAAUAUAAUAUAGACCUUCCAGCCCUUAGUCAAAAUGGAGAUUCCCUGCUGGUGUGCAAAUCAUUCGGCUUAUUGUAAAUCCCAGCCAAUCACAGAGCAUCCCCUGAUGAUGUAUAUUAUAAGAGAGUUCGGUUCUCUUGUACAUUUCGUACAUUCAUGCACUCGCACCACACACCUUUCAUGCAUACUAAUUUAAAUAUUAUACCAUCUGUACUACUAACAUUAUAAAAACCUUAAACUAUUCAAUUAUUGCUCAGCUGUUGAUUCCUGUAGUUUACAACUUUACAAACUGAAAUCGAGUUUUUAAAAAAAAAAUGUAUUUAUUCUCUAGUUCCCCUUCGAAAGCCUUGAUAUAGACAUGCUGACUGCGAGUAUCAUCAAAGGAAAAUUUCUAUAUCCAGAAUCUCUAUCAAGAAACGCUACUUCAAUAAUAAGACAGGUUAGUCGCCACACAUGUUUCGUGUUUAAUAAAUGUAAUAGAUUAUAUGAGCCAUGAUCAAACCGUCCAUUGACCAUUGAUGAGGGAAAUUGAUCCUGGCGAGCUGCCGUAGGAUGAAUGAAUUCUAAGUUCUUGGAGGUUUCAGGAUUAGACCCUCUGCAUGGAGCCUUGCGUCUAAUAAGUACAGUAAUAAUUUAUGACAUCACAUCCCAACAUAUUGCACCAUUACUUUAUAUGAAUGGUUUGACACAAGUAAGAUAGUGAUAUAAAGUGUGUAGAAAAGAAUGGAGGUUCAGAUGAUCUUUAGAAGAGGGAAUGUAUCAGUUUUCUUACUUACUGGUCAUACACAUAUCUCAAUACCUUAAUUUGGAUGUAACUAUCUGUGUGUUAAUGCAGGUAAAGAAACUGUAAUAGCAGUAUUAGCUGUAUUUCAAGAAUCAAGUCACAUAAACACACUGGGCACGGAUCAGUGGAAAACACAAACUAUUUUAUUCUGCACAGAAUUAACACAGUGUUGACUCAUGUCUAAAAUACACUGGGCCCCAGUCCUCAGUUAACAGAGCUUAUAUAUCAUAAAUGAUGUAGUUCAUACGUAAGCGAGAUAUGUAAGGGUUACUCCCAUUACUGCAGUAAUUAAUAACCAAUUAACUAUUACUUUAUUCAUUUCCUACAUUACUGCGCAUGAAUAUUCUUAGCAUUCCUGGACAUAGGUCCUGACCCUGAUCAUGUACAGCUCUUGUCCCAAUAUAUGGUCAUAUGGCUCUCAGGCAUUUCCGAGAUGGUCUGCCACCUUCGUUACUGCCCAACAUAAUACCCAAAUAGCGAGAGUAUUGAUAUCGCCACAAGUACUUCCUAGCAGUAAACAUGUCUAGCAUUCCUGCACAUGCGCUCAGCAAAAGGGAAGUACUGCAGUUUUUAACCAUAUGUGAAUCAGAUGUUUCGUGGGCAUCCUGCAGCCUCUACUACAAAACAUUCAUUAUUACUGAGAAUUAAACCAAAACCCUGAGUAUCUGCUUAUUCAUUCUAUGACAUCCUUAAUGAUUCAUUAUUCAUUAGCCAUAAGACACUAAUAUUUAAUAUUUACAUGACAUACAGCUCACCCACUAGCGCCCUGUAUAACAAUAUAGUUGUGGGUAGUUAGCGCAGGGUAAAUCCAGAGCCCAGACAGAUAGAUUGCAAUAUAACAUCAAGGGACACCUCGUGCCGUGGUCACAUAAAGCACCGCCCACGUACGUACAUUGCUACCACCACACUUUCCUUUUCUUCUCUGCUGUCCCUUUAAGCAUCACUCACAUAGUGCAUGGCAGUUGGCUUGAAAGAGCCCGGCACGCGGAGCUAGCAACCAGCCUCCUCCCUGUGUCAAGCUCAGUACUUCUUAAUUACCCCAUGCACUUCUUAAUUGCCAUGCCACUCCCUCGUGCCACUUGCCCUACCCACUGUCUGCUUGCACAUGUCACUUGCCCUGUCCACUCUAUCCGUGUCCAUGUCAGAUAUGAUAUUAAUCCUUCACAUGCCUCAUUCACCUGCGGGUCCAUUUCACUCUCACCAUAUCAACAACCCAGUCUGCUCCCUGCUUUCCUUACGCUAUAUCACUAAUCCAUCAAUUAGUACCUCAUGCCAUUGUAACUGUGCCGCUUCUCCAUGCCAGUUCCCACCAUACAUCACUUUGCUGGUCUCAAAAAUAGAGAGACAAUAUCAAUAAAGAAAUGAUGGUUUAAUUAGUCAAACUUACUGUAACGGACCGUUUUGCGCACAAGAGGUUAAAAGCCGUUUAGGCGAUAUUCCCCUUUCAGAUGCACAGGCACAGCUACUGUAGACACCAAUCCACCGAACCGGAGAAGCAUAUGAAUGCUGUAAACAGCCGAACCGGAACCAUAUGAAUGCUGUAAACAGCCGAAUAGGAAAAACCAUACGAAUAGGUUUACACUCCUAGCAGUCAAACUGGAACAGCAUACAAUAAAUCCCCCCAAGAACGAGACAAAGCUCCAUGUUGAGGGUCAAGCAGGAACAGACAGAGCUUACACAUUAGUACCACCCACAGGGUUUUGGAAAACAACCAAUAAACACGUACAAUACACUCAGACACUCCCACACAAAAUCCUCCCCUCUGCCUGUGAUACAAUUACCUUACACAAUGGGUAAUGUAAUUAUAACAAGCAGAGAAAUAAACAUUUUCCACAUUAUUCAUAACUUGAAAAGUAUGCAUCACAUUCACAUAUAACUUAAAUUUUCAGAAUCAGCAUACUCCAAAUAUAAACAUACGUCAAAAUCAUACAAAUUGGUCCAGUGGUUCAAAAGAUAGAUCGUAGUCCUUGUGACCAAAGGAAGCAUGGCUUUUCGGCUCAAAACCAGUUCUACAGAGUCUUCUAUCCUGGAGAUAAUUGGGAAGUAAUCCAAUUAUCUCCAAAGACAGAGGCAAAACUCCAUUGAACACAUGGCAGCAAAAGACAAUAAAACACAUAAAAAUAUAUCUGUGCAUCCAUUGCACAAAACAGGUACAUUCAACAUAUCCCCAGAUAGCUCAGAUCUGAGCGCACAUUAUUACUGAAUGACGCUCAGAGCACACACAUACAGUUCAAUUGCCAUGGAGCCAAAGUCUUUCCCAUAGUCUUUCAUUAUACGAAUGGGCUCCAUGGCAUAGCUAUCUGGGGUAUCACCGCUCAAACAGGGCAAGCACCAAAUGACCCGGCUUUCAUGUCUUUGCAGGGGAAAAUCAAGCCUUUUAACAUGGGGCCAUAAUCCAAAGGCAACAGGCGAGCAACCAGGCUUCUCCAAUGCAAUGUGGCGAGAUUGGUCUCGUCACAUCUGUCCCCUUUUCCAAACAGACUAACAGGGUAUCUGACCUCCUGCCGGUCAGUGCCCUUGUUAGUCCAGCAGCCCACCCACAACACACAAACAGUAAUACAGCCCACCCACAAUAAAUGGUUACUACACCUGGGUAGAGGAGAACUUUGUCCAUGUCCAGGUGCCUCACCACGGCUGUGUGGGUAACUGGUAAGCUGACUUGGUGGGUUGCUGAGUGAGCAGAGACCAGCGGUACUCUGCCCUGGUGCAGCAUACUCCAAAUACAAACAUAUGUCAAAAUCAUACAAAUUGGUCCAGUGGUUCACAGGAUAGCUCAUCACACUUACUUACUUACUCCAAUGCAAUGUGGCGAGAUUGGUCUUACUUACCUAGUGAUCCAUCAUGUUGCCUCCAUUCCCAAGGGGUAUUAGAAGAGUUUGCAUAGGGUACUGUCGAUGGUGUCACAUACUCCGUCCACUCUCUCUGAGGAGUAUCAUGUGAGUAGGAGAAAAUGCUUUCAGUCUCACACAUAACAACCAUGAUGAGGAAGUGGUAUGGCAAUUAAGAAGUGCAUGGGGCAAGUAAGUACUGAGCUUGACACAGGGAGGAGGUUGCUAGCUCCGAGUGUCAGGCUCUUUCAAGCCAUCUGCCCUGCACUACAUGAGUUCUGCUUAAAGGGACAGCAGAGAAGAAAAGGAAAGUGUUGUGGUCGCAAUGUACGUAUAUGGGUGGUGCUUUAUGUGAUCACAGCAAAUGAAAAAUGAAUCUGCUACUUGGCUUGCUGCUUGGGGGGAAACACCUGCCCCCCUCCGCUAUCCAUACCUGGGUUGUAGACAGACAUUGGUUAAGCUGCAGAUAUUUAGAGCCCUACAUUGAUUAUAAUAAACAGGAAGCUAGCAAGCAGUAACCAUGAAUCAUGCCAGCAGUCAGGACAAUGUCCGGGCAGCAGUGACAUGUUAUGUUCUGCUUGUUGAUCUCUGCAUUACACAGCGUGAGUGAUAACGACAUCCGUUACUCUACCGUCAGAGAAAAUGCAUGUAAUUCUGAUGUUUAUUAUUAAAAUAAACAAUAUGUAUAUUUAAAAAAAAAUUCCCCAUUACAGCUUCUCACUAAAAAAGUAAAGGCACGACUAGGAGCCGACAAGAAAGACGCCCAGGACGUUAAGGCACACCCUUUUUUCCAAGUACGUACAUUUUGAAAUAGAACUUCUUAUUCGUUUUUAGUCAAGAAAAACAUAUUAUUGAGCAUCUCGUUAAGAUAAAAUCUAUGAAAUACUCAUGCUGAGUGCACUGAAAUGUCACUGAAAUUCUAACAUAGUCCAAAGAUAAUUUAGGAUAAAGUAGGGACUGCUUUGUCUUAGGGUUAGGUCUGAGGUUGACACGAGGUCGAACUUCUGCUGUUUAGUUUCCCACAUCCCAGGUGACAGAGUCCCUUUAAGAUAGAAUUAUCAGGAAAGACUCAUUCUAACAGCUGAAUGAACAUUCUAAGUUAGUUGUGUGAUUAGAAAACAUAGUGUCCUAUUUACAUCCAUUUAAGGAAUCAUGGUAAAAUGAUACCCAGCUUGUGUAUCUGAUCACCCAGAACCCGCAGCAGCAGUAAGUGUUAUAACUUUCUGUGCUGCUAACUUUACCUCCAUAAACACAUCACCAGCAGUUAGUGGGCCAGGAAAAGAAGGAAUCUCACCAUCUCAAACAUGAAGCUGUCACUUUAACAGAUUACUAUCCCACCAGCUCCCAUUAACCAUCUCUAUGUGAAGAAUGGGGAGCAAACUGGAAACCUGCCUGGUGCCCCCUGUAAACAUAACCACCAUAACCACUGCACCCUCCCAUUUGUGAAUGAUUUGACAGCUUACCUGGGGUCCGUUGUGCACUGUUCACGAUCAGGUCAUUGGCUGAGAGUGUUAGCUUAGUAUUCUCAGCCAAUGAGUACCUCCAUGCAUCCCCAGGCUAGGAGAGUGCAGCAAGCUUCCGGACUGCGGAGGAGACGCAACCGGCGGACCACAGGUAAAUUGUUAAACCAUUCACAGACAGCUUGGCUUCACACACUAGUAGGGGGCCAUGGAACUCAUGGCACCAUUACCACUACAGAUUAAUGUAGUGGUUAUGGUGCUUAGACUGUUCUUUUAAGGUAAUUUGAGAAUCAGGUUAAAGAAUCCCAUUGGGAUCUGUACAGAAUGUAGCUUUCUGGACAUAUUAUCUGUAAUUCUGUGUUAUAUAUAGUUAUUUUACUGAUUUACUCAAUGAUGUACAUUCCUUUCCAGCACAUUGACUGGGCUGCAUUAUUAUUAAAGAAUGUGACGCCACCAUUUGUGCCCACCAUUGACGGACCUGAAGAUGUCAGCAAUUUUAGUUGCAUGUUUACAUUAGAAUAUCCUAAGUUAACUCCAACCAAAAGGCGAACUGAAAUUCCGUGCUACGAGGCGGAGGCAUUUGAGGACUUUAAUUGGAGGGCUGAUUGGAAUUAAUGUAAUAAGCAUUAGUCCACCCACCUUCUAGCCUGCAAACACGCCUUCCACCCAAAGACACACACAAAAGAAACCACACACAGAUAUAUAUCGUAGACUUAACCACACUUAUUUUUUACCUAGUGAAAAUACACACACAGACACACAUACAGAUGCAAACACUGACACAAAUGCAGACUCACACAUACACAGGCUCAUACAUACACAGGUACAUACAUCUAAAUACACGGACAUACAAAGACAGAUACACAGACACACAGGUGCAUAAAUGGAUACACACUGGCACACAUACAGAUAUAGAGAUACACUCACAGACAAACAUGCAGACACACGCUAAAACACAGACACACAGACCCUGACAUAUAUGCAGAUACACACAAUAACACACAUACAGAUACAUACACGGACACACAUGCAGUUACACAAACACACACUAAUACACAUACUGACACAUAUACAGAUACACAGACACACUUACUGACACACGUGCAGGUCAGGGAUGUAUUAGCUGCGAGGCAAACAAGGCAUUUGCCUUGGGCGGCAUUUUCCCGGGGGAGCAAGAAAAGCCACCCCCAAAUGCCAAGGGCAAAUGUCUUGUUAGCCUUGCGGCUAACUGACAAGCCAGGAGGGCGGGCUACGCUGACGAGGGAGCACUGAUUAGUGAGUUCUCUGCUCAGCUCCCUCGCGCGCCGCAGAGUGAUGCUGGGAGCUGGAAUAUGAUAUCAUAUUCAGGCUCCCGGGAUCACUCUGCGGCGCGCGAGGGAGCUGAGCAGAGAGCUCACUAAUCAGUGCUCCGUCGCCAGCGCUGCCCGCCCAGCAGCCACUGAAUUCCAGGGAAAGGGAGAACCCCCCGCAGCAUUCCCAAAGGUAAGGAGGCUAGGGGUUGAAUUAAAAAAAAAAGUGAGCGUGUUAAUGUGUGUGUGUCUGUUAGUGUGUGUGUUAGUGUGUGUAUGUGUCUGUUAGUGUAUGUGUGUGUGUGUCUGUUAGUGUGUGUGAGUGUGUGUAUGUCAGGGAGUGUGUCUGUUAGGGAGUGUGUUACUAUGUGUGUGUCUGUUAGUGAGAGUGUAUGCGUGUUUGUUAUUGAAUGAGGGGUUUAUGAGACACACAGAGGGGGUGGGCUGUGAAUAAGACAGAGAGCGGCUGGGAGGUUAAAGAGACACAUGGAAGUGCUGGGGAAUGAAUGUGACACAUGGAAGGUCAGAGGGUGAAUGAGACACAUGGAGGGGCUGGGGGAAUGAAUGAAACAGACAGAGAGGGUUAAUGAGACACAUGGAGGGGCUGGGGAACAAAGAGACACACAGUGAGGCACAAAAACAAACAGUGGGCACAAAGACACACAGAGAGUCUGGGGGGCACACAGAGGGGUACUAAGAGGCACACAGAAGGGCAGGGGAGUCAAACUGGCUCAGAGGGGCUAGUGACUGUAUGUGUCUGUUAGUGAGUGUGUAUGCCUGUUAGCUAGCGUAUGCGUGUCUGUCAGUGAAUGUGUGUGUGUAUUUAGAAGGCGGGGAAGGGUGGGGUGGCGCGGGGGGGGGACGGACUCAUGAGUUUUGUCAUGCCUAGGGCAGCACAAAACCAGGAUACACCACUGAUGCAGGUACACAUGCACAAAUACGCAUACAGAGACUCAUACAGACACACAGAUACACAGACACAUGCAUAUACACAUACAUAUAAUGUCUUUGUAUAAUCCCAUUACUAUGUAAUUCUAUGACAUUUUCAUUAAUAAACAAUCAAAUUUAACAAAAUAUAUUUACUGGAGGAAUGUUAUUUUUUGUUCUAUGAAAUGUUUUAUUGAACAGGGUUAUUCAGUAAAAUGAGAAGUCAAAGUGAAAUUGGAAAAUAAAGGUCAAAAUAGCUGAAACAGAAACACCCUCCAAGCCAUCUAUGAAUCCAGUUUGGCUACUUUGGCCUUACAUUUGAAAUUAACUUUGAAUUCUCACUUUAGUGAAUAAUCCUGCAUAGUUCUGAACUGAGUGUAAUGUGUAGAUUGUGUGAGAGAAAGCUUGUAGAAGGAAAAGAGAAGAAUUGAGAAUUAAAAAAAAUCAACAGCCAGUAAAAAGGGAAUCACCUUUCUUUAAGAACGUGUAAAAUUUUGUCCCGAAAUGCAAUUAAUUCGAAUUUUGGCCACUCUGUUAAUCGUCUAAAUUCCCGAACUCCGAACCUACAUAUGGACAAACAACUCUAUUAUUCGUUAUUCUGUUAUUAUCGCCAAAGAAGGAGGAAUAGAAAGAAGGAGAAGCUGAAUUUAUUUGGAAAGGGGGAAGGGUGUGGGGAAGGGGUAUGGGGAGGGGGCCAAUCCUAUGGGCUGUAUCUCCUGUCCAAUUAAGAGGAAGGAAACAGCUGAUUGAUGGCUAGGGGACAGCAACUAAUUGUUGAUUUUAUCCACGAUCGAGUGCCAACUGACCAAUAGAGAGAAAAAGUAGGAGCGGUAGGUCCAGUGGGUUUUGUUCAAAUGUGUGAUUACUGUGCAGUGCGCUGUGUGCUCUGUGCUGUGUGCUCUGCGCUGUUUGCUCUGUGCAGUGUGCUGUGUGCUCUGCGCUGUGCGCUCUGCGCUGUGUGCUCUGCGUAGCAUAGUGUUUCUUAAACGGUUUCUCAUCAUAACCACUUCAGCUCUCUGUUAUGGUUAUGAUGCCAAGAGUUACCUGGUCCUGCUUCUGGUAAUGAGGCAAACCGUUAAGCUCCUAGAGUGCCCAAAUCUAUUACAUCAUUCUUCAUGGUUUUAAAUUAAGGAUUAAAUGGAUUGCAAAGACCUACAAAUGCUCCUAUUUCCCAUUUCUACUUGUAUAUACAGUGUUGGGUGGCACCAAGGCGAAUACUUCCAAGGUAGAGUGCCCGUUUUCUUAUUAUUUAUGGAUUGGGGGCUUAAUGAGACACAUGGAGGAGUUGGGGGGCUUACUGAGACAUGGAUGCGUUGAGACACAUGGGGUGGCUUACACAUGGAGGGGCUUGUAUUGUUAGUGAGACACACAAAGGGCUGAGGGGUUUAUGAGACACACAGAGGGGGUGGGUUGUGAAUAAGACACAGAGAGGGGCUGGGAGGUUAAAGAGACACAUGGAAGUGCUGGGGAAUGAAUGAAACAGACAGAGAGGGUUAAUGAGACACAUGGAGGGGCUGGGGAACAAAGAGACACACAGUGAGGCACAAAAACAAACAGCGGGCACAAAGACACACAGAGAGUCUGGGGGGCACACAGAGGGGUACUAAGAGGCACACAGAAGGGCAGGGGAGUCAAACUGGCUCAGAGGGGCUGUGAAAGUGAAUAAACAGACAUAGGGACUGGGGGAAGAAAGAGGCCUGCCAGCCACACCAGUCUGCUAGCAACUCACAGCAGCUGUCCUGACUUCCAGUCGGCCCCAGCAGCCAGCUUUUCUGCCAGUCGGCCACUGCAGUCAGUCCCAGUUUGCCGGCCACAGCAGCCAGUAAUAGUAAUUAAGGUGAGAAGAGCCAACUUGGGCUGGGUAUCAGAGAGAUGUUAUAUUACUAUAUUGUGAAUGGGGGGCAGAGUAUUAGAGAGACUCACCAGGUUCUAUUGGACUCCAUUGUAGUCUCUAAUGGGGGCCUUGAGGGAACUCUUUCUAACAUACAGUUUACAAAUUUGUGUAAUAAUUAUUUUUGAAAACAUAAAAAAAUAGUGGGUGUUUUUUACAUUCUAAAGUUGAGGUAGGGCUAUCAAAUACAGGAUCUGCUGAGUGCCAAAUGCUCUAGGUAUGCUCCUGAGAGGACAUCAGGUAAUGGAGAUCAAUAAAACCCUAAAACAGAGUCCCAACGAAACCCUAGAUCCCAGUGUGUGAAUAAAUCCCUGGAUCCCUGAGCGGACAGGUACUCCGACAACAGUCCGAUGCAUAGUGAAUCCACAGAGCUGGGUAUUGGCGCCAAAUAAAAAAAAUUCCCUAAAACUCUGAGGUGCCCAGUAAGUACGUCCUAAAAACAUGAUGAUGCGUUUCGCCUGGGCGGCUUCUUCAGAUCACGUCGUAGUUCAGCCAUCCUGUUAUAUUUAAGUUCGCUGUGGUAGGCGUGACAUAUUAGAAAUAUAUAUUUCUUUCCUCCUGUAUUUUAUGCACUUUGCUCCACUUUAUUUUUAGUACACUACUUAGUAAGUUUUUUUAUAUUUAUCACUAAGUGCACUUUAAAAUAUUGCACAAUAUUUUAUUUCAUGUUUUUAUAUACACUUUUUGUUAGCACUUUAUAGUGCACUGGUACUCGCACUUUAUUCAUACACUGUAUAGUAUUUUAAAGGUACAGCGCACCUUUUUAUCUCAUAUUGUAAAUCUAAUUGAUAACUAUAAAAAAGAAUGUGAUCGACUGGAAACUGAUCUUAAUCAGAACAGAGGAGGUAUGUAAUAUUAAUAUUAAUAAAAAUGCAAAAAAAAUCAUUUUAAAUGUAUGCUUAUUAAUGCAAGGAGCCUAAAUAACAAAAUGGGGGAACUAGAGGCAUUAGCAUACACUAAACAAUAUGAUAUAAUAGGCAUAACAGAAACAUGGUGGGAUGAGACACAUGACUGGGCAGCUAACUUAAAUGGGUACAUGUUAUUUAGGAAGGAUAGGAAAAACAAGAAGGGUGGUGGGGUAUGUUUGUAUGUCAAACAUGAUUUAAAGCCAAAUGUUAAGCAAAUGGAAUGCGAGGAGGAUAAUGUGGAAGCUUUAUGGGUAAAUAUCUGCUUGGGGGAAAAGAAGGGAAACCAACUAUUGGUUGGGAUAUGUUAUAAACCACCUAAUGUUAAUAUUGUCGAGGAACAACAGCUGUUUUAGCAAACGGAGAAAGCUGCAAAUCUGGGUAACACGUUCUUGGAGAUUUUAAUUACUCGGACAUAAAUUGGGACAGAGGGACUAGUAAUUCAGCAAAGGGAAUCAGGUUUUUGAACUUGUUCAGUGACUGGGGACCUUCAUGUCACAACUGGUACAAGCACCAACUAGAAAAGACGCUUGUCUGGACCUGGUUUUAACAACAUUGAUCUUUUGACCAACAUUCAAGUAGGUGAGUACUUGGGAAAUAGUGAUCACAAUAUAGUGUCCUUUGAAAUAAACUCAAAAAAACAAAAGCACAUGGGGAAUACUAAAACAUAAUUUUAAGAAAGCCAAUUUCAAGUUAAGGGAAGCUUUACAAUAUAUUGACUGGCAUAAACUCUUUAGUGAAAAGAACACUGAGGAUAAUUAGAAUAUCUUCAAACAUUGUCUGGGCCCCCUCCAGGCAUUUCCGGCAGCGCAGAGGCGCAGCUGGCUGCACCGCGCAGGAUUAGGCGCAAAGCGCAGUGUGGGUCUACUAAGGGGGGUGUAGCUAAGGUGUCGGCUCCGGGUUCAGGUGGUAUUUUAAUGAUUUAAUAAAUUUCGUAUUUUACAUAAAAAAGUUUGCCAUCUUUAUUUUACAGGCCUACCGGUACGUCGGAUUCAGCACAUCUCAACUGACUUAUGUAUUGUAACGAAAUCCCCUAUUUACAGACUAUACGAACAAGCCUGUUAGGUUAUUUGGAGAAUUACAGCGGGAUUUCGUGGAAAUAACAAUAAAUGCGAAAGUGGCCGACCCCAGAUAGCUAUAGUAUGGAACUUUCAGUCGGCUGCAAACACACGAAUGGCCGGUGAAAGUCAAACUUCGGUCGACGAUUCUGAGAACUGUGUUCGUGGGAUCUGAGCGCUAUUCGCCUAGAAUAUGCCCUCAGAUCCAAGCUAUCUGGGGAUAUGUGGAACUUAAAGUUUAUGUUGUGUAAAAAGAAAGUUAUAUAUUUUUAUUCUGUUUUGCUAAAUAAGAAAAGCCAUGCUUCUUUCUUCCUGGAGAUAAUUAAGGCUCUCUUUGCUACCUUAAGUUAAUUAUCUCCAGGAUGGAAAAGAGGGAGUGAUUUAUGUAAAAGGGGAGUGCUUAUGCUAUAGCCACUGUGAUUGGCUACUGUGUUACUUUUGUCCCAGUCUUCCAUCUGGUCCCCUAGGGGAGUGUCCACCAGGUGGAAGACCUGCAUAAAUACCGGGCGGGUAGCCCACAGUAAAUCAGAUCGUUUUACCCCUUCAUGAAGUCUCGACUCAUGUUUGGGGGAUUGGGAGCUAUAAUCACUUCGUUUCAGUUGGAUUUCGGGAGAAGCUGCAAGGAUAAUCGCUGCACGAAUGCAAGGAUCCUUUACACUGGUGGCAAGCAGCGGGAUUUCCUCCCGAACGGACAUACCGAAUUGAAACAAGGGGUGAAUGGCGCAUAGAUACGAACGCUUGAAACGAAAUACAUUGAAGGAACUGCUGGAAACUCGAGGCAUAGUGGCAAGCAACAAACCGAAAGCCACGUUAAUAGCCGAACUACUGGAGAGGGAUCAAACCGGCGAACCACAAAUGGCGAAUGCAGAGGAAAAAUAGUUCCAGAGGGAUGUGAGAUGGAGACUCAGCCUGGUAGGACCUAACCCUGCACCAGAGAUCGUGGUACAGAUCUUGGCACAAGCUACAGAGUCCCAGAAUGCCAGGGAAGCACGAGAAGCCAGAGACAGAUCACCUCCUGUGGAUAUAUUGUCACUAUCUGGAUCUACAAUGGGGCGUCAGCGGAAAAUCAACUACGCUGCAUUUAAAAGCUUCGUGGAAGGUGAGAUGGAUAUUGAUAAUUACUUGCAAGAUUUUGAAAGACAAUGUGUGUUAGAAGAUUUGGAAAGAGCUAACUGGGCUGCAGUAUUAAGUAGUAAACUAUCAGGUAGAGCAGCCGAAGCGUUGAGAGCUGUGCCAGAUGGGGAUAUACAAAACUAUGACAAGAUAAAAGAAAUUUUGUUAGCCCGGUACGCUGUAACUCCUGAAGCCCAUAGAAGGAAAUUCAGGGCCCUCAGAAGACAAGGCAAGGAUUCAUAUACGGAGUGGGCAUUUCGUAUGCAACGCGCUGCCAGCAAUUGGAUGCAGGGGAAUCAGGCAACUACCCUAGAGGAUGCUGUGCAAUUGUUGUUACUGGAGCAAUUUUUUGAUUAUACUCCAGCGGAGGUGAGAGACUGGGUCAGAGACAGAAAGCCAAAAAUGGUGGAGGAGGCAGCAAGGCUGGCAGACGAAUUCCAUGAGAGCAGGCGGAUGGAUGGAAACCGAGGGGUCCAGGGCCAGCGGCCUGCAUCUGGCCCGCCAACUAUGCCACAGAGGGUACCACCACCAGGGAGCAAUACCACAACCCCGGGGUACCAAAAGACCGCUCCAAUGUGUUAUGGGUGCAAGCAAGUGGGGCACAUCAAACCUAAUUGCCCACAACGCACUACAGACCGCUGGGGGCGGGCACCGGUACCACCAACCAAAGCAGCCGCACACUGUGUGCAAGAGGAUUACAACUCUCUGACUCAAGAGACACCCAGUAGCAACAGUGAGAAUUGGGCCACCUUACAUGAGGUGAACCCUGUGCAAGCGGCUGGGGAUAACAGGGCGCACCACCGCCAGUCAGUAAAGCUCAAUGGACAAGAGGCUCGGGGACUAAGAGACAGCGGGGCUACUAUUACCUUGGUCCAGCCACACCGGGUCACCCCGACCCAGCACACAGGACGCACCAUUGCUCUAAGGGUGGCCGGAGGGGCAAUUCACAAACUACCAACAGCCCGGGUUCACAUUGAUUGGGGUACAGGGGCCAAGGCCGUAGAAGUGGGCAUCAUGCCAGAUUUGCCCUCGGAAGUAUUGCUGGGGAAUGAUCUAGGAUGCCUGACGUCCCAAUUGGCAGCCUGCAGUCCAGAAGGAGCACUACCUGUUACCACCCGGCAACAAUCCAGAGCUAUGGAAGCCUCCCCCUCAACCCAUGACCAGGUAAGCGAUAACCCUCUGACGAUUCCCCCUGACCAUACUUCUUACUGGGGUACCCCUCAACACUUUGAGCAAGCGCAACGGGAAGAUCCCACCUUAAAAGGGUAUCGGAGGGAGGCAGAACAACCCCAGGGAGACAGAGAUCAGGCAAGGUUUAGCUGGGAAAAGGGUUUACUGUACCGAGUGACUGGGGGGACAGGGACAGGAGCGGGCCAGGUAGAAAAAAGACAGUUAAUAGUACCCCGUAAGUAUCGAGUAGAACUGUUGCGGAUUAGCCAUGAUAUUCCCCUAGCAGGUCACUUUGGCAUUAAAAAGACGAGAGACAGACUCACCCAGUCCUUUUUCUGGCCAGGUGUCACUAGAGAUUUGCAGGAUUAUUGUAGGACCUGCGAAAUAUGCCAAAAGGUAGGGAAAAGAGGGGAUCACCCCAGGGCAAAACUACGCCCCCUACCCAUUAUUGAGGAACCCUUUUUCCGAGUGGCAGUUGAUUUAGUCGGGCCACUCAGUAAACCCAGUCCAUCCGGUAAGAAAUACAUUCUUACUGUGGUGGACUACGCUACCCGCUACCCUGAAGCUAUAGCUCUGUCCAAUAUACAUGCAGAGACGGUAGCGGAAGCACUAGUUCAGGUAUUCACUAGGGUGGGAUUCCCUAGGGAGAUAGUGUCAGAUCAGGGAACCCAAUUCACCGCGGUGGUUACCCAACAGCUCUGGCAGAGCUGGGGGGUAAAACCCAUAUUAAGCUCUCCCUAUCACCCCCAAACCAAUGGCCUCUGUGAACGUUUUAACGGCACCCUUAAGCAAAUGCUUAUCACGUUCACAGAGACCUGUAGGAAUUGGGAAAGAUUCCUCCCUCAUUUGCUCUUUGCCUAUAGGGAAGUUCCCCAGGAGUCCACCGGAUUCUCCCCGUUCGAGCUAUUAUACGGGAGACGGGUUCGGGGACCCCUGGAUCUAGUACGGGAACAUUGGGAGGGUGAUAUGGAACAAGCAGGUACCCCUAUAGUCUCCUUUGUACUAGAGCUGAGGGACCGGCUACAGGCUCUGACCGAAACAGUUCGGGAGAACCUGCGAGCCGCCCAACAACGGCAGAAGUACUGGUAUGACAAGGGAGCUAGAGACCGUAUAUUAGAAGUGGGACAAAAGGUCCUAGUGCUUAAACCUAUCAAAACAGAUAAGUUACAGGCAUCCUGUCAGGGCCCCUACACUGUAAUAGAGCGGAUCAGUGAUACCACGUACUUUGUGGCAGACUGUUCCAAUGAAAGGAUCCGGCGGUCCUUCCAUGUAAACAUGCUCAAGCCAUAUCUCGAGAGACCAGAGGAGGUCUCCGCGGUAUGCGCUCCAGCAUAUGAAGAUAGUGAGGGUAUCCCUUUACCAGAUAUGCUUCCCCAGGAACCCACAGGAGUAGACCAGGUACAGUUGGGUCCAGAAUUAGGUUCCCAGGAACAAGCUCAGGCUUCCCAACUGUUAAAGGAAUUUGGGGGCAUGUUUUUAGCAGCCCCAGGGUAUACGACCCUGGCAGUCCACAGAGUGGAGACCCCAGACCAGUUACCCCUGCGGCAGCAGCCUUACCGAAUUCCAGAGGCAGUACGGGAAAGCAUGUUAACGGAACUCCAGGACAUGUUAGAACUGGAGGUCAUAGAACCGUCCCAAAGCCCCUGGGCUUCCCCAGUAGUGCUGGUUCCUAAAAAAGACGGUACCACCAGGUUCUGCGUGGACUACCAUAAGCUAAAUGAUCGGACCGUUACCCACGCAUGCCCAGAGUAGACGAGCUGCUAGACCGUAUGGCUGGGGGGAAUUAUUUGACCACUAUUGAUUUGUGCAAGGGAUAUUGGCAAAUCCCUUUGGAGCCUGAGGCCAUUCCAAAAUCGGCAUUUGUCACCCCAUUUGGCCUAUACCAGUUUAAGGUUAUGCCAUUUGGGAUGAAGAAUGCCCCAGCUACGUUUCAAAGGAUGGCAGACCGGCUCCUAGAGGGAUUUCAGGGCUUUGCUUGUGCUUACCUGGACGAUAUAGCUAUCUUCAGUGGCACUUGGGAAGCCCACCUGGAGCACAUCUCAGUAGUGCUCAACCGAAUUCAGAAUUCAGGGCUAACCUUGAAGCCUGAGAAAUGCCACGUGGGCAUGGCUGAAGUCCAAUAUUUAGGUCACAGAGUAGGGUCAGGAAAACAGAGACCAGAGCCCGCUAAGAUUGAGGCCAUCACCCAGUGGCCUCAACCCCGGACGAAAACCCAGGUCAUGGCGUUCUUGGGCACCGCAGGUUAUUACAGGAAAUUUGUAGCGGAAUACAGUGCCCUUGCCAAACCCUUGACAGACCUCACCAAAAUGUCCGUACCCCGACAAGUAGUCUGGUCCACUGAGUGUGAGGAGGCGUUCCAGAAACUCAAGGCUGCGUUAAGUGCAUCUCCUGUGUUAGCGGCACCUGAUCAUACUAAAAGGUUUCUCGUCCACACAGAUGCCUCAAUGUUUGGACUGGGAGCAGUAUUGAGCCAGGUGGGAGACGAUGGCAUGGAUCACCCGGUGGUGUAUCUGAGCCGAAAACUAUUACCCCGCGAAGUCAUCUAUGCCACCGUGGAGAAAGAGUGUCUGGCAUUAGUCUGGGCACUUAAGAAACUACAACCCUACUUGUAUGGACGCUCUUUCACAGUGCUGACUGACCACAACCCUUUAAUUUGGCUUAACAGAGUAGCUGGCGAUAACCCCAGACUACUCAGAUGGAGCUUGGCACUGCAACCCUAUAAUUUUACAAUGCAGUAUCGCCCCGGGAAACAGAAUGCCAAUGCCGAUGGCCUGUCCCGGCAAACUGAACUGGAAAAGUAGUUAUUUUUGUUUGUUUCUCCUGUGCUACCGGACAUCCCUUAGCCGACCCGUUAGGAUCUAAGCAGGUAUGCCGUUCCAUGGGACUAAGGGGGAGCUGUGUAACGAAAUCCCCUAUUUAUAGAUUAUACGAACAAGCCUGUUAGGUUAUUUGGAGAAUUACAGCGGGAUUUCGUGGAAAUAACAAUAAAUGCGAAAGUGGCCAACCCCAGAUAGCUAUAGUAUGGAACUUGCAGUCGGCUGCAAACACACGAACGGCCGGUGAAAGUCAAACUUCGGUCGACGAUUCUGAGAACUGUGUUCGUGGGAUCUGAGCGCUAUUCGCCUAGAAUAUGCCCUCAGAUCCAAGCUAUCUGGGGAUAUGUGGAACUUAAAGUUUAUGUUGUGUAAAAAGAAAGUUAUAUAUUUUUAUUCUGUUUUGCUAAAUAAGAAAAGCCAUGCUUCUUUCUUCCUGGAGAUAAUUAAGGCUCUCUUUGCUACCUUAAGUUAAUUAUCUCCAGGAUGGAAAAGAGGGAGUGAUUUAUGUAAAAGGGGAGUGCUUAUGCUAUAGCCACUGUGAUUGGCUACUGUGUUACUUUUGUCCCAGUCUUCCAUCUGGUCCCCUAGGGGAGUGUCCACCAGGUGGAAGACCUGCAUAAAUACCGGGCGGGUAGCCCACAGUAAAUCAGAUCGUUUUACCCCUUCAUGAAGUCUCGACUCAUGUUUGGGGGAUUGGGGGCUAUAAUCACUUCGUUUCAGUUGGAUUUCGGGAGAAGCUGCAAGGAUCAUCGCUGCACGAAUAGAAGGAUCCUUUACAUGUAUAUUCCAUGUUACGUUUCUUAUGUGUCUUACAGUUUAUGGCCUUUUAUGUCCCGACUAAUGAUGUCCUGAACGGUUCGCCACGGAUGGCGAACAUAUGCGCUGUUCGAUCCGCCCCCUAUGUCAUCAUUGAGUAAACUUUGACCCUCUACCUCACAGUCAGCAGACACAUUUCAGCCAAUCAGCAGCAGACCCUCCCUCCCAGACCCUCCCACCUCCUGGCCAGCAUCCAUUUUACAUUCAUUGUAAAGCUGCAUUCUUAGUGAGCUGUCCAGGGAUAAAUUCAACAGUUAAACUGCUACAAUGCCCCAAAAUGAGACUUGCCCCAUCAAAUUCAUCUAUCAAAAUUAUCACUGUGAAAACUGAAAUGGUCACGUCUCUUUUAUGGCACUGUAACUUCACAGGAUAAAGGCAAAGGCAUAGAUUGGGGGUAUCGUUUUACUCAGUAUAUAUGGCUGAACACAUUACGGGGUUUUCUAAAGCAGUAGUAUAUAUCAGCAUUAUAAAAUACACAUUAAAAAUCCUUGUUUUAUGUGUGUAUGUUAGAAAUCUUUUUUACUACACUAUUUAGCAGAGAUUGGCAGCGUAAAAAAUGUCAGAAUACCCUUUGGUAAAUAGCCUGUGAUGUGUGCUUUAUAUAAAUAUAUACUUUUGUGCAGCAAUUUUGCUUUCUGUGAUGGCUAUUAAGCUUUCAAGACAAACAUACCAAAUUCUAAACCAUGACCAUGGGUCUGGGAGGGAGGGUCUGCUGCUGAUUGGCUGGAAUGUGUCUGCUGACUGUGAGGUACAGGGUCAAAGUUUACUCAAUGAUGACCUAUAGGGGGCGGACCGAACAGUGCAUAUGUUCGCCAUCCGUGGCGAACCGUUCGGCGAACCGUUCGGGACAUCACUAGUCCCGACCACAAAUAUAUAUGUUAAACAUAGAAAUAUAGCCUACACACACUGUCACCCCCCACAAUUACAACCACUGCCCCCUCUACUUUGACCCCACAGUUUUCCAUAUUGUCAACCCCUUUAGUCACCCCUACAGUCCUCUCCUCCUGUUAUACCAACAAUUUCCUCUUACCAUUACUUCCGCAUUGCUUCGCACCCCAUAGUCAGUCACAGGACACACAGUAACCCUCAUACACGCGUGGUCAUCCACAACACAUAGUCACCCUAAAACACAUAGUAAUGCCCACACACAACAAACAUCCUUCCCAAAAAACUAUACACAACAAGACCACAAGCAGCCAUAAUACAAACAACACACAUCAAACAGCUAUACACACACAGCAUACAUACUUAUACACAAUCACAGACACACUCAUGGGUAGUGUGAGAAUAAAUUUGGAGUAAUACAAUAUUAAAAAUAAUCUUUUAUAAAAAUCAAAAAAUAAUAAUUUGUAUUAAUAUAAAAAAUCUAUAUUAUGGCACUAUAUCGCUUUAUUAAUUUAAGCUAAGAGUUAACUCACUAUUUGUUUUAACCCUUCCAGACCUUUGAGUUCGUUUAUUAGAGAAUUUAGACUUCACACCAUAAUUCACAAUAUUUAUAAAAAUACACAUUUAUUGUGAUAAUUAAAUAACAUUUAUGCGUGACAAUCUGUGAAUAUUUUCAAUAACAAAAGGUUAUUCCUCUGAUAGACAGCCACUAGGGGAGGACGUAAGCCUGCAAGGUAAUUAUUGCAGUUUAUUACACAGGGUUAAGGGUGAUGGGAGUUGGCACCCAGACUCCUCCAAUGGGCAGAAGUGGUGUGGGUGCCUGGAGGGUCCUUUUAAUACAUAAAAUACAGACUCUAUCAGUUUUAGGGCUGUUCAGUCUUUCCUGAGAUUAAUGGGAGUCGCCCCCCUCCCUGCAAGGGAGCAGCCGCUAUCUGUAGCUGCCAUCAUUAAUUCAGCCCUCUCAUUUUACUGACAUGUUGUGGAAAGGGCUUCACAGAGAGAGAGAAACAUAUUGUGAGCUAUUCACUAAACAAACAAUUGCAGUGAAUUGAAAAUACAAUUGCAAUCUCUGGCAAAAGUUGAAUUUAAGAGAUUUUCUAAAUCAUAUAUUUUGUCUAAUUUUUCCAGUUUGUUUUUCAAUUCACUGUCUGUCCACAGCCCAUAUUCAGACAGACAGAUAGACAGAUAGACAGACUGCUACAGCUCAAUCUAAAUAUAUAUAAUGUAUCUUUUAUUAAAAUAAUAUAAAACUAUAAAUUAUAUUGGUGUCUGUGUGUUUGUCUAUCUGGCUGGAUGGGACCUGUGAUCCUUUGUGACUGUUUGAUGUGACAUCAUGUGACAUCACCCUUUAUGGUCACAGCUUACAGCAGUCACUAGACACUGCUCAGACAGUUGACACUGCUUAGCUGUGGUAGUGAUCAAGUUGCUAAUGAUGGCAAAUAGAAACAUUUUCUCGUGUUUUCCACGUUUGCGCCUUCGCAAUGUAAGUAAAUCACUUGGUUUCUUUAAGGUUCCAAUUAUAUUAAUCAUUAACUGGGAGCUAUUACCCCAAACGCCAAUAUAAUUCAUGGCUGGGUCCAGAAGGAGAAUACAGUGAGACCCAUUUUAUAAUUAUUAAUGUGAAUUACUGGAGGGGGAGAAGCAGAUAUUUUAUUUUAUUCUCAUUUUAAUUAAGUUAAAUCCUUAUACAAUGAAAUACUGCAUUUAAUGGAUUUAAUAUAAUUUUGACACAUUUGUACUUUAUUGUAUGUACACAAUUUGCACAAAACAUAUUUUCCCCACAAGACACAUUUUUCAUUGUAUAUGAGUUGUCUGGAAUUGGGAUCUCCUUCCUAUCUUCACAUAAUUCUCUUCCAUCCCUGCCCUUAACUCCAGCCAUCACUCCUUACUGAGCGGAAGAGAAAGAGACCGGAGACACAUCUUUGGUGUUAAACCGGUCAAGAACAGGUUAACACUUAUAUGUAAGACUGCGCCUGGGCCUCCAGGCACCAUAACAACUUCAAUUAAAUGAUUGCAUGCUACACAAAAUUAUACCCUUAACUUAAACUCCGCUAUCCUAAAUCCCUAUGUACGUUUCAAUAAUGAUGAUUUCAGUACCACUCUAACGGCCAUUAAACUGUAAGCUCACCUGUCACGGCAAGGCCAACCUAUUAGGGGAGUUAUAAACAAGUUGUUAUGGUGCCUGGAGUGUUCCUUUAAGUAGACUCAUUUCCUGUAUUGUAGUUUGUUUGGAGCAGUUUAAAAAGUAUCGCUGGCCCCUGUGGCAGCAACCAGGGGAUAGACUGUAAAAGCGUUUCAUUUGUUUGAGCAUUUUUCUUGCAAAGUGCCUUUUGUUUUCUAAUUGUUUUUGUUUCAGCCUUUUCGGCGCGCCAGACGUCAGAUACCUGAUGAUGUUGAGCAGAAAGUAGAUCAUCUUCCAGGUACAUUAAAACACUGUGUGUGAUUGCUCUGUGUAUAUGUAAGUGUAUAUCUAUCGAUCUCCAUGGAGACUGAACCAGUUCUAGCAUUUUAUAGCCUGUGUGAGACCUGAACGUGGAACCUCCAAAGUACAAGAGAACCAAGCACCGUCAACUGAGCUCUCUCAGCUAAAGAAUGACCCUCUGUGCGUGGAAUAUGCACAGAAUUCACAUUAUCCAGCACAUACCUCUCGUUCCAGACUGGCUAAUGACACUCGUCUAAAUAUCUCUGUAUGUGCAGACUCCAGGCACCAUAACCACUACAAAACACUGACGUGGUCAUGGUGCUUGGUGGAACCCUUUAACAUUUAGAUUUCUAUUGUUAAAUGGUUUCCUGAAGACAAAGUACAGAAUAUGCAAUUUUGACAUUUCUGGCACAUUAGAUUGCUUAGUUAAUAUUUUCAGGAAGGUAGUUCGCCUUAUACGUAUCUCCAGACACCUGUAAUGAGUCUCUCCUAACCCCCAUACAGGGGGACUGCCUCCUUCCCAUAAUCCACUACUGUCUGAUAGCAGAAUAUAUCUGGAGUUUCAGCCAGUCUUAAUGUUCCCAUUAUUUAUAAUGACAAUGCUGAGCAUAUCCCAUAAACUCAGCAGGUGUGUCUAGUUCAGCACUUGCCAGUAGUUUAAUUCAGUAAAAUUCAAACUGUUUCUUGAGCUACGUUCUCCAGUCAUGUUUUUAAAUGGAUGGAGCUAGUGGUUGCCAUUUGUGUCAACAUAACAAAUGUUCUCCCCAUGAAAUCUGGAAAAGACGUCAGAUGUCGGGAAGACUGAAUACACGGGAUGUGGUCACAGGCGCCUGGUGGGACCCAGGUAAGGAGUUAAACCAAACUUGGAGUAUUCCUAGGAAUGUCCAUGAAAGACUGGAGUCGAUACAAUAUUUUCUAUAGAUCUAUCUCACUGACAUCUAUUAAAGCUGGAAGGCAUGUACAUGGUGUCUUUCUGUGAUGUCAUCAAGCACGGGGGACUUCUCGCAGCUGGGAUUUUUGUUGUUUACUCUGUAUUUAUCUUUUAUUUCAGUGUUUAUACUCCUUUAUUUAAAGCUGCUCUCUGGGUCUGUGUUAUCUAUCGUGGCAUUACCUACUCUACUUAAUGUAACUGUCUUAUUUAUUUAUUGAGUGAUACUGUCUGCUGACAUUUCCAAAUGUUGUAUUUUUUUCUUGUAACUAAUUCCCAGGAUGUCCAGAGAUCCGAGAUGCUCCUAAAGGUGACACCAGCUCCCAGACAGAGAACGUAAAGCUGAGUGCUUUGCAGAAAAAGCUGGAUAUUGAGCUGAAGGUGAAGCAUGGAGCAGAGAAUAUGAUCAAAGCAUAUUCCAAUGAUCCUCCCAAAGUAAGUCUGAUACAUUGAAAUCGAGUUUGAAAAGAAAGAACACUUUUUUAUUUUUACAGGACCUGCCUUUUAUACCCUGACACCAUUCAAGUUAAUUUAAAGGGAUUCUAUAGUGCCAGGAAAACAAAGCUGUUUUCCUGGCACUAUAGAAUACUACUGGGCCCCCUCCCUCUCGCCCCCCCCCACCGCGACCUUCAGUCACAUUCCUGAAUCCAGCGACCUUGAGCCUUGUUGCUGGGUCAGGCUCUGCCCACGCCCCUCUCUCGCCGACAUUGGCCGGCGCGGGAGACCUAAUGCACAUGCGCAGCAAUGGCCACUCUCGUAUUAAGAUUUCCCUAUGGGGAUUCUGUUGAUGCUGGAAGUCCUCAUGCAGAAUGUGAGGACGUACAGCGUCAUUUAGAUGGCCAAAAGUCACCUAAGCACUCAGAAGUCCCUCUAGUGUCUGUCUGGUAGAAAGCCCCUGGGGGGGAGAUAACCCUGCAAGGUAAUUAUUGCAGUUUCUAAGAACUGUAGGGAUAAGGGACAGGGGAUAUUGCACCCAGACCACUUCAAUGAGGUGAAGUGGUCUGAGUGCCUACAGUGUCCUUUUGAGCGAAACGUUUGCUGGUGAUAUUUGUUCCUGAAAUCAAGAGAGGUGAUACAAAUUGUCAACUAGAUUUCCAAAAGUUUGCCGACAUCUCUCUCAGCUAAAUAGUUGAAGGCAAGUGCUUUUCUUAAUCUCCCUCAAAGCAUUUUUCAAAAUUCUAAAUAGAAAGAAUGCAUUUUUUUUUUAAGAUUGAUUUUUUUCCAAUUUUAAAGUUUUUACUUCAAUAAUGCGUGUAUAUAAUUUAGUCUGCCUGCAAGGAAGCACUGUAGUGUGCCUAGUGCCCGUUACCCCAGUUGCAAGCAUUCCGCUGCUGUAUUUUGAGCCAUAAAGGCUCUCGUAUACUGAAAGAGAAACAAAGUGAACUGGAUUUAUAGUCCCUGCAUGUUAUGUACAAGGAUUGCCUGGAACUGACUUAAUAAUACUUUAAUAUCUGGGAAAAAUCAUUGUUUGAGAUCAGUGAGAAUCACACAGAGUCCACGUGUAUCCUGGGUUGUGAGUAGUUAGAGUUAAUUUCCUAGAAUGAGGUUAAUUAAUCCUAUAUUUCUCCAUACAGUUUAAUCAGCUAUCUGACUAUUCUUAUUACUGUUACAGAAUGCCAAACAUAUUGCUGCUGCCCAGAAAAAACUUAAAGGCAGUGAGAAAAAAAUUGCCAGGUUGCGCAGUCAAAUCCAGUCUCUUAUAAAAGGUAAACGUUCAGUCCUCGUAUGCAGUUUGAAAUAACAUUAAUGGGUAACAAUGAGCACGUAUUUUAUAUUUUUGUGAGUUUUAGUUUUUAGAGUUUGGCUGUGUUUCUGGGCCAUGAGGAAUGCCUUGGUGGCUACUUUGUUAGGAGUCAAAUUGUAUCAGAACGGCUCCGCAGGGCUUGCUCCGGGCUCAGAUCAGGAGAGCUAAGAGAAGUUCCUGUUUAGGAGCGUCCGGCCUUCCGUCACUGCUAGCCAAAACCGGGAGCUGCCCUGGGAAUAAAAAUGCAUUGACUUCUAAUAAUGGGGUGCCAGGGCAGGACUUGCACCAUAACCACUACAGCAAGCUUUAACAAUCUUACAAGGAGAUCUGUACGUAUCCCAUAAACCUCUACACUCCAAGGCUUUAUGAAGAAAUGUACAGCUGUAUCUUCCAAUUACAUCGCCUUUACAUUUCCUCUUAGAAGUGGGAGGUAAAGGGAGUAAUGAGAAGGUGCGAAUACAUUUUAUAUUAUUUUAUAAAUUGAAAUAUCAUAAAGUCUAGGCUUGGAUAUAAUGUUUUUGUAUUAUCUCCAUUUGCUUUGAGGUGAAAAUGAUUGGAGUAUUAUUGAUCACUGCGUAUAAUACACAAUACUUACAUUAUGUUAUGUCUCGACCUUUACAGAACAACCAUCGUUACCAGCUCCGGAGACGGACAUUAACACUGCUGCUCCUUCGAUGUUGGUGACGGAGAGACAGGAGCCAGAGCCGGCUGGGUAUUCACUUUACAUCUUUCUCAUCAAUGUUGUUAGGACCUGAAUCCAUCCCAGUUUACACCACCAUACCUGCUGAUUAUCUAUACGUCUGUUGUAUAUUUGUCUACGGCUGUGUACACAUUUCUCAGCAUGCAUAUCAAUCACAGAUACAUUUUACAAGGCUGCCUACAGCUUGCAUGCUUGUGACGCCAGAUCUCCUUAUCUUUGCAGGACUCCUGUGAAUUCUGCAUUCUGCCAGGCAGGGUGUGAGAGUGCUUUGGAUGUCACACAGGAAGCACAGAAUGUAGAAUUCUAUACGGUGCAAAGACAUAGAAAUCGGCAACACUAGUGAGAAGUAUUCUUGGGGUGUCCUUUAAAUAAUGUCUGGUAUAUAGCAGCAAUAUUGUCUACGAUAUAAUGAGUAUAGUGAUAUGACAACCAGAUAAACUAUUCUUUUCUUCCUUCUCAUAGCGAUUUUCCAAUCUUACCUUUGAAACCAAUUACCCUACCGGAUGUGGAACAUGACUUUGAGACGCCUAGUCAGACAUUCUUAGAUGACAUUCAGCAUGAAAUUUCAGCUUAUGUUAAGAUCCAGAAUAUACUGGCCCAGGUAAAGCUCUAACUUGCUGGAUGUUCUCUGAAGUAGUUAUGGUGCAAUGAGUCUGUGGGUAUUAACUCACUUUUUGUUGUUAAACCAUUUGGGAGCAUUUUGAUAAAUGAGAGGUCUCUACCUGUCACCCAGACACCCCCUUUGGCCAUAAUGAUAACGUGGAAUUUACAAUUUUACGCUAUAAAUGUGUAUUCCAUCCAACCUGGACUGCUGUGAUGGAUGGGGCGUAACCCAGAGCUCUCAGCCAAUCAAUACCAUCCAGGCUUCCUAUAAUGUGCAUUGAUAAUAUAGAAGUGUUAAUUCCUAUCAUUGUGGCUGAGGAGGGGGGUAUCCAGGUACUUGGAAGAGCCUAAAUGGUCUGAUAUUAAACCAGGGAUAGCGCCAAGACACUCCAGGUACUAUAACCACUACAGCGAGCUAGAAUGGUUAGUUUGCUUCGAGUUUGCCGUUAAAGCAGCCACAUGUUUCCUUUCUUGAUUGUUUGAGUUGAUGAACUCUGGGUUUAGUAAAUAAAUUAGACCUUCUAAUGGUUUAUCAAGGCUAACAGUCACUUUCCAGAACUUUUAAUAUUAUGGUAACUUAAAUAAAAAGGGUCUUUGCCGCAAAUCUUGUGCAAAAUACUAAUAAAUGGGACAUAAAUCACUUAAAGUGUCAGUGCAAUAAGGCAGGUAUAUUCUCAUAUAAAACAAAGUGAGAGAAAUAAAUGCAAAUGUAGUGUAGUAAGAUUUAAGUGUUAAAUCGUUCUCGAAUGUCUGACAUUAAGGAUGUGUAUCACCAAGCACCGUCUCAUUCUCUCCUCUCCCACUCGGACUAAUACGGGAACAUUAGCGCAAGUAGUGAAAAGCCGGCAGUGGCUGGAUUAGAGCGUCAGCUAACACUCUCAGCCAAUCAUGAGUAAAGGAUAUUAGCUAACGAUGGGCAGCUGACUCUCUCAGCCAAUCACUGACCCUUCUCACUGCUCACACAAAUUCUGCUUUAACCUGAGCUGAGCAGACAGAGACCGGAGUGACAUCUUUAGUGUUAAACCGGAUAGAACAGGUUAACACUUAUAUAUGCAACACUGCGCCUGGGCCUCUAGCCACCAUAACAACUUCAAUUAAAUAAUGCCAUGCUACACAAACUUCUAGUUUGUUUGGAGCUGUUUAAAAAGUAUCGCUGGCCCCUGUGGCAGCAACCAGGGGAUAGACUGUAAAAGCUUUUGGUUUGUUUGAGUAUUUUUCUUGCAAAGUGCCUUUUGUUUUCUAAUUGAUUUUGUUUCUGCUUUUUCAGCGAGCCAGACGUCAGAUACCUGAUGCUCUUGAGCAGAAAGUAGAUCAACUUCCAGGUACAUUAAAACACUGUGUGCGUGAUUGCUAUAAACAGUAUUUCACAAAAGUGGGUACAUCCCUCUCAUUUUUUGUAAAUAUUUUAUUAUAUCUUUUCAUGUGACAACACUGAAGAAAUGACACUCUGCUACAAUGUAAAGUAGUAAGUGUACAGCCUGUAUAACAGUAAAUUUGCUGUCCCCUCCAAAUAACUCAACACACAGCCAUUAAUGUCUAAACCGUUGGCAGCAAAAGUAAUUAAACCCCUAAGUGGAAUGUCCAAAAUGGGCCCAAAGUGUCAAUAUUUUAUGUGGCCACCAUUAUUUUCCAGUACUGCCUUAACCCUCAUGGGCAUGGAGUUCACCAGAGCUUCACAGGUUGCCACUGGAGUCCUCUUUCACUCCUCCAUAAUGACAUCACGGAGCUGGUGGAUGUUAGAAACUAUGCAAUCUCCAACCUUCCAUUUGAGGAUGCCCCACAGAUACUCAAUAGGGUUUAGGUCUGAAGACAUGCUUGGCUAGUUCAUCACCUUUACCACCAGCUUCUUUAGCAAGGCAGUGGUCAUCUUGGAGGUGUGUUUGGGGACAUUAUCAUGCAAGAAUACUGCCAUGCAGCCCAGUCUCUGAAGGGAGGGGAUCAUGCUCUGCUUCAGUAUAUCACAGUACAUAUUGGCAUUCAUGGUACCCUCAAUGAACUGUAGCUCCCCAGUGCACUCAUGCAGGCCCAGACCAUGACACUCCCACCACCAUGCUUGACUGUAGGCAAGACACACUUGUCUUUGUACUCCUCACCUGGUUGCCACCACACACGUUUGACACCAUCUCAUUGAGCAGGGCCCUCAACCCCUCUGUUCCUGUGUGUCCAACUUGUCUGGUUACAACUACAUGUCUGUUCGACCACCCAUUGUAAAGCAAUGUGGAAUUUGAUGGCGCUAUAUAAAUAACAUAAUAAUAAUAAUAUUAAUAACCAAAUAAGUUUAUCUUGGACUCAUCGGACCACAGGACAUGGUUCCAGUAAUCCAUGUCCUUAGUCUGCUUGUCUUCAGCAAACUGUUUGGGUCGCUUUCUUGUGCAUUAUAUUUAGAAGAGGCUUCCUUCUGGGAUGACAGCCAUGCAGACCAAUUUGAUGCAGUGUGCGGUGUAUGGUCUGAGCACUGACAGACUGACGCCCCACCCCUUUGACCUCUGUAGCAAUACUGGCAGCACUCAUACGUCUAUUUCCCAAAGACAACCUCUGGAUAUGACACUGUGACAAACUCCCCUUCCCACGUGAGUUUGCCACGAGCUCCUGGAGGAGCUUUCUUGACAGCCUCCUGCCCACAGACUAUGGGCCAUGUAGGGAAAUCUGUAAAUGACUACCAAAGUUGACCAACCGUUAGCACUGAUUUCAUGGAACUGUUUUGGGCAUGGGACCAUGCAUGCAGUCGGUCAAAACUAUGACUUCCAGGAAAUUCCUGAACCCCUGAACUGAUCUGGGUGAUUUUUGGAUAUGUUGGUCACCUAGAUCGGGGCUAUCAGGGGAUGUAACUUUUGUGGGGUUUCCAUGGGUUUUGGGGGGAGUUUUAAACUGCUGUUUAAAAAGUAGUUUUUUUUUUUGUGCUUGGAGAUAAUUGAAUUAGAUUAGUAUAGUUCCUGAUUCAAUUAUCUCCCAGGCACAGAGGAGGGAUUAUCUUAUUUGUGUAUGGGAGUGUCCUGGACCUGAGAUCCAAUUUCAUUGUGUGGUUGUUUUUACUGUAUUCUACUCUCAGGUCCAAGGGGGAGUGCCCCUUGCAUGGGGACCUGCAUAUAAGGCCAGUUGUGGCUUCCAAUAAGUGAGUUCCUGCCUACCCUCUACAUAGAGUCUCAUCUCAUGUGUGGGGGGAACCGCAGUAUCUGCUCUGGGGAUUGCUAUAUCACGAUACUCCCCUGGGCUAUAAUCACUAGCUCUUGUAAGAGCUAUACUGCUAUACUUGUUAUACUCUCGUGGAGGAGAGGUCUUCUCACUGGGAGCUGGAUUCAGGAGUUUGGUCCAGGGUGAGAAGGGACGUGAGACCCCAGCUGAGCUAAGGGGCUACGGUGCUUAUGGUGUCCGGUGCAGUGCUUAUGGUACACAGUGACAGCUAGGAAGCAGCGAUUGACGGAAGCACCCAGUCGUAGUACCAGGUGGUCCGUCACAGAUGCUGAGCAUCUGCACUCGACUUCUUUGGUAGACCAUGACGAGGCCUGUUCUGAUUGGAACUUGUUCUGCUUCAGCUCAGUUCCAGGGUCUUGGCAAUCUUCAUAUAGCCCAGGCCAUCUUUAUGUAGAGCAGCAAUUCUUUUUUUCAGAUCCUCAGAGAGCUCUUUGCAAUGAGGUGCCAUGUUGAACUUCCAGUGACCAGUAUAAGAGAGUAUGAGAGCGAUAACACCAAAUUUCAUUUUUUUAUAAUUCUUUAUUUUUGUUGCGCAUUUGUUUAACAUAGUCGCUUGAGAUGCCACAACAGCUGUCUCAGGCUUCAAACAGAAAACAUGAAUAAACAUUUGGCAUUGAAAUACUUUGCACAAUUUUAAAUUAGGAAAGUAAGUUCCCACGUUACAUCCUUCUAAUUAGAAUUAUCGCUAGAUCGCCAUAGUCUCCUGUUUGGAGGAAGAAGUUGUAUGGAUAUAGUGUAAUCUGUACAUCCAGUAUGUGUGUAGGGUUCUGAGUAGCUAUUCCUCCUCCCAUGUUAGUGAUUUGAAAUAUGUACUAUGGCGAUAAAUAAUUUUGCCCCACUCCUUGUAAGUGUGGCUCAGUUUGGGGGUCCCAGGUUCUGGCUCGCUUGGUGUGGGUGUACUUAAUGUCAACCCUGGGUCUUCCCAUGUGUUUAAGUGGUAUUCGUGCGGUAUCAAGUGGUUAGUGGCCCCUAACCAGGGAGGCCGCGGGGGGGCGGAAUAUACCAGCGGCCUAUAAUUGGCCCUAACCUAAGAGUGUUUUGCCGUGUAGUGUGCUACUCGUCGUGGCUAUAGCGGUGUGCCGUAUUUUGCCAUUACGUGGAUUAUAUAAUCCUGGGAAACAUAGUGUGCCUUACAGUGGUGCCUAGGUGCCAAGCCUUAAACAAUUGAGAAAAAUCAAGUCGAAAACCAGUGAAAGUCAAAUUAUAGCGAAACAAUAAUUAUAGCGGUAGAGGCUUCGUAGUUGAAGCGCGUUUAUGGGUUGAGAGACAGUCAGUGGUGUCAGGUGGUUGCCUCAGGGGCUCCUCUUCCCCUCGGUAGAAAAGGGACAGUCCUGUUGGGGUCCCACAUAUGGGAGCUGGCGGGUACUUCUGUGUGGUCAGAUCCUUGUGGUAGUCCCAGUGCCCUAAUGAAAGAGUCCACCUCCUGAGUGGAGUUGAGGUGUAGAGUGGUGCCGUUGUGGUCCACCGAUAAUGUUUUUGGUGCAGUCCAGCGGUAUACUAACUUGGCGUCUUGGAGGCGGCGGGUCAUAGGGCGCAGGGUUCUUCUCCAUUGGAGUGUGGAUCGGGUCAGGUCCUGAUAGAAGGUAAGACUCGCGGUUUCAAAGUCCAAUGGUGUUUUGCCUUUUAGGGCAGCGAAGAUGGCAUUUCUGUCUGUUUGGGUAUGGCACCGUACGAUCACAUCUUUGGUUGCUUGGGGGGGUGCCUGUGGCGAUUUCCGGAUGCGAAAUAUCCCUGCUAUAUUUAAUUUUUUGGCCUGUGCGUGUGGCAUUAUGGUGGCGGCCAGACGUCUAAAGUAGUGUGGUAGUUCCGCCUGACUUAUUUCUUCAGGGAUACCCCUGAUUUUCACAUUGCUCUUACGGCUUCUCUCUUCUGCUGCAUCCAGCUUGUUGAUCAGGGUUGUGUGUGAUGCUUUUAGUUGGUGCACUGUUUCUUUUAGGCUUCUCAUUUCGUUUUGAACAUCUAUAAUGUCUUCUUCAGUGGUCUUCACUCGGUCUGUGACCGCCUGCACCUCCGUUUUCAUUAAAGCCAUGUCUGCUGCGGACAUUUGUUUCAGCUCCAUGAGGAGGUUUUUAAUGUCUAGUUUUGUGGCAGGUGUCAGUGCAUCAGGGUCAGUUUGGGCUGAGUGAUGUUCUAGGGUGUCCCCCAGGGCAAGUUCCGAGCACGUGGAGCCUGUGUCUGGGUCGGGUGUGGCCGCCAUUUUCGGUGCCGCUGUGCGCUGGAGCAUGGUGCUAAUGUCUUGGGUAUCUUUGCACGCACCUGUAGCUAUCCGCUGGGAUUUUCGUCCCAUGUUUAUCGGGUCGGUGUCUGUGUGCUCCGUGGGUGGUAUGGCAGUGGAGAAGACCGCGUUGUGGAGCGCCGUCUCAAAGGCCCUGUAGUCUGGAUAGGCCUUGGAUGUGCGGCGUACUUUCCGUCCCGUCUGGCGGUAUAAAAAGGGCAUCGAUCAGGUGAGUGCUUUGCCCCUCUGUCCUGGCCGUCGGUUGAUAGGAUUAUAAGGGCUGUGAGAGGUUUGUUUGUCGGUAAUUAGCCGCGUUUUUGCCGGAGCUCGCUACACAUGCGACCGCUCCGUUCCGUGGUUAAGCUCCGCCCCCGAUAACACCAAAUUUAACACACCUGCUCCCCAUUCACACCUGAGACCUUGUAACACUAACGAGUCACAUGACACCAUGGAGGGAAGAUGGCUAAUUGGGCCCAAUUUGGAUAUUUCCACUUAGGGGUGUUCUCAUGUUUGUUGCCAACGAUUUAGACAUGGAUGUGUGUUGAACUAUUUUGACAGUCUGGACACUUACUACUUUACAUUGUAGCUUAGUGUCAUUUCUUCAGUGUUGUCACAUGAGAAGAUAUAAUAAAAUAUUUACAAAAAUGUGAGGGAUAUACUCACUUUUGUGAUAUACUGUGUAUAUUUGUAAGUGUAUAUCUAUCGAUUUCCAUGGAGACUGAGCCAGUUCUAGCAUUUUAUAAAAGCUCUCUGUAUUUUGUAACUUGGUAUAAUAUCCUCCCGCAGUCUGGUAAAAGCGACCUGUUCUAUUCCAGUUGGUGUUACAUUCUCUAUAACGCUGCUUUGAUACAUGUCCCCUAUCUCCACUCCUCUAUUUGGGAAGCACUGGAAUAGUUCCCCUAGCAGAACGUUCCUUGUCUUCUGACACCCUCAUGGCGGCUUCAUUGCUGGCACAUUGCAGAGAGAACGAAGGGGCACAAACUGUCAUAUUACUGUUACUCUCUCCAUAAUUAGUGCUUCAUUCUGCUAUUCUGGCAUUCAGUCGUGUCAGAGUUAUAGCUUAGAGAGCUCCUGUGCUAUACUGUAUGGGGCAGUCCGCAGUUUGUCAUUUAAUUAAAUUAUAUAUAUUUUAGUAAAAAAAAAGAGAAGAUACGAGAAUACUGAGAACAGGCAACACUUAAUAACUCGUCCUUCAGUUCGCCAUGGCCCAUGUCUCAGAAGAUCCAUUACAGGGAGGACCAUGGACCCUUGUAUAUCCAGACAAUCCCAACCACAAGAGGGAUCAAGAUCACAAAUAUUAUCUCUGGAAGAUUGUCUGGGGUUGCUGUAUGUCUCGUGCAGAGGGAGCAGAUCUGGCUCCCCUUGUAGGUUGGAUCAGUCUGAUAUACAACUACCUAAGGUGCUCUCUGUAAUGGUACAAGUGAUGUAUGAGACCUGAAUGUGGACCCACCAAAGAACAAGCUAACUGAGCUCCGGUCAAUUCUUAUCGUUCUCAUAAACUCUUGUUUAUGGCUUAUAAUUGAAUUCUAACUCCAAGCAUCAUAACAACUAUAGCCCUGUGUAAUGGUAAUGAUGCUAGGAGUACCCUGGCCCAGUUCACCAGUAAUGGGCAAACCAUUUUGCAAUGAUUUGCCCUAUUACCAGGGUUCUGCCAGGCGCAGAGCUUCAGAAGCCAGGCGCCAAUACCACUAGUCAUUCAGUGACUGAGAAUGUCAACUGAGCUCUCUCAGCCAAAGAAUGACCCUCUGUGCGUGGAAUAUGCACAGAAUUCACAUUAUCUGGCACAGAACUCUCAUUCCAGACUGGCUAACCACACUCAUCUAAAUAUCUCUGUAUCUACAGACUCCAAGUACCAUGACCAUUUCAAAUCACUGAACUGGUCAUGGUGAUUGGUGGAACCCCUUAACAUUUAGAUUUUGAUAGUUAGAUUGUUUCCUAAGUUAAUAUUUUCAGAAAGGUAGCUCCCCUUUUAUAUAUUUCCAGACACCUGUAAUGAGUCUCUCCUAACCCCCGUACCACCUUAUGUGUCUCCCCAUACAGGGGGACUGCCUCCUACCCAUAAUCCACUCCUGUCUGAUAGCAGAAUGUAUCUGAAGGUUCAGCCAAUCUUAAUGUUCCCAUUAUUUAUAAUGACAAUGCUGAGCAUAUCCCAUAAACUCAGCAGGUGUGUCUAGUUCAGCACUUGCCAGUAGUUUCAUUCAGUAAAAGUCAAUCUGUUUCUUGAGCUACAUUCUCCAGUCAUGUUUUUAAAUGGAUGGAGCUAGCGGUGGCCACUCGUUUAAACAUAACAAAUGUUCUCUCCGUGAAAUCUGUAAAAGACGUCAGAUGGCGGGGAUAGUCCUAUAACUGGGGCACAUUGUCGCUGCUUUUCUCUAAAUAUUGUAGAUUUAAGAAUCAGAAAAACAAAAGCACAGAAAGAGUAACUUCUCAAACAAAAUAUCUGGAAGGUCACGGGUUAUUAUAAUACAUGAAGUGUCUGUUUUAAUAAAAGGUUAUGUAUUGUGUAAUUUCUCUAACCUUGAACAUUGAACAUACUAUCUGUCAACAUUGUAAUUUGACUGAUGUCUUUCUUUUUAAUUUUCAGAGUCUCCAGAGACUCAAGACUUUCUCCAACCUGUCAGUCGCUCGUCAGCUAGUGAUAGUUUCUCCACUGUUGACCUGACCUCUUCUACAAGUGACAUCUCAUUGGAAAGUACUGGUGGGUCAUAGCAGUAAUAACUGUUGCUUUUUCAUUUUACAAUCAGGUGGAUAUUUUAGAGACUUUAAAAGAGGAAAUCAUAACGUUGUGAUCAGUUAUUGCACAUAUUUUGAAUAUGAGAUUGUAGACUUUAUUGGGCAUCAGAUCACCCACAUUAUAUAGCGUGAAAACAUGGAGAUUUAAAUAAAUAGUGCCGAGGAAGUCUGUGCCUUGUUAGUUUUACAGAAAUAUAAAUGGGUCCUGUGCACAUUUAACAAUUAAAGGACCACUAUAGGCACCCAGACCACUUCAGCCCAAUGAAGUGGUCUGGGUGCCAGGUCCCUCUAGUUUUAACCCUGCAGCUGUAAACAUGUUUCACUGAGGGUUAAUCCAGCCGCUAGAGGCGCUUCCGCGAUUCUCACUGUGAAAAUCUCAGUGAGAAGACGCUGGACGUCCAUAGGAAAGCAUUGAGUAAUGCUUUCCUAUGGGCGGUUUGAAUGCACGCACCGCUUUUGCCGCACAUGCGCAUUCAGAUCUGACGUCGGCAGGGGGUGGAGACUUCCCUAGUACAGACGGAGCCCGGCACUAGAGAAAGGUAAGUGGCUGAAGGGGAAGGUAAGUGGCUGAAGCUCAGCAGGAAGGGGGCCCUAAAGGGUGGCGGGGGGGAGGGGGGGAACCUAAUAACCCUAUCUGGCAGUAUAGUACUCCUUUAACUAAAUACAGCAUAUUAAAGAAAUACACCAGGCCCUAUAACAACUACAGAUAUAGGAUUCAUGGUGCCAGGAGCAUCCUUGUACCAUCUCAUUGUAAGAUGUCAAACUUUUUUUAUAUGGUGUGACAACUUACCUGCGUCCUGUAGGGAACCUGCAGCCACAUCUGCUGCAUUCAAUGUUCUCCAAACAGAGAAGGCGGAUGUCCCUAUAAAAUAAAGCAUGGCCAUUAAUGGACCAUGUUCAUUGGCUAGAGGGAGCUCAGCUGCAUGGCCCUACUUUGCUUAAUCGGGCAAUCUGCAUUCUCUUGCCAGAGAAGACUGAAUACACGGGAUGUGGUCACAGGCACCUGGCAUGACCCUGGUAAGGAGUUAAACCAAACUUGCAGUAUUCCUAGAAAUGUCCAUGAAAGACUGGAGUCGAUACAAUAUUUACUAUAGAUCUAUCUCACUGACAUCUAUUGAAACUGGAAGGCAUGUACAUGGCGUCUUCCUAUGGUGUCAUCAAGCACGGGGGACUUCUAGCAGCUGCGAUUUUUGUUGUUUACUCUGUAUUUAUCUUUUCUUUCAGUGAUUUUAUACUCUUUGAUUUAAAGCUGCUCUCUGGGUCUGUGUUAUCUAUCGUGACAUUACCUACUCUACUUAAUGUAACUGUCUUAUUUAUUUAUUAAGUGAUACUGUCUGCUGACAUUUCCAAAUGUUGUAUUUUUCUUGUUACUAAUUUCCGGGAUGUCCAGAGAUCUCAGAUGCUCCUACAAGUGACACCAGCUCCCAGGCAGACAACGUGAAGCUGAGUGCUUUGCAGAAACAACUGGACAUUGAGCUGAAGGUGAAGCAGGGAGCAGAGAAUCUGAUCAAAGCUUAUUCCAAUGAUCCUCCCAAAGUAAGUCUGAUACAUUGAAAUUGAGUUUAAUAAAAAAUAAUAUUUUUUAAAAUUGUUGAUGGGGGAGGGGAAACUCCCAAAACGCUCUUCCACCUUUUACACGACAUGCCUUUUACACCCUCACAGGGAGGUGAUACAAAUUACCAACUAGAUUUCCCGAGAUCUCUCACAGUGAAAUAGUUGAAGGCUUUUCUCAAUCACCCCUGAAGCACUUUUCUAAAUUCUAAGUAGAAAGGAUGCAUGUUUUUUAUUGUUUUAUUUCUGAUUUUAAAGAUUAUUCUUCCAUAAUGUGUGUCUAUAAUUCAGUCUGCCUGCAAGGAAGCACUAUAGUGUGCCUUGUGCCUUUCCCCCGAGAUGCAAGAAUUUCGCUGCUGUAUUUUGAGCCAUAAAGGCUCUCGUAUACUGAAAGAGAAACAAAGUGAACUGGAUUUAUAGUCCCUGCAUGUUAUGUACAGGGAUUGCCUGGAACUGACUUAAUAAUACUUCAAUAUCUGGGUAAAAAUCAUUGUUUGAGAUCAAUGAGAACAAAUCCUCAUCCACAUGUAUCCUGGGUUGUAAGUAGUUUAUUUCCUAGAAUGAGGUUAAUUAAUCCUAUAUUUCUCCAGACAGUUUAAUCAGCUAUCUGACUAUUCUUAUUACUGUUACAGAAUGUCCACCAUAUUGCUGCUGUCCUGGAAAAACGUCAGGACUGCGAGAAUAAAAUAGCCAGGUUGCGCAGUCGAAUCCAGUCACUUAUAAAAGGUAAACGUUCUGUCCUCGUAUGCAGUUUGAAAGAAUAUUAAUGGGUAACAAUGAACACGUAUUUUAUAUUUUUGUGAGUUUUAGUUUUUAGAGUUUGGCUGUGUGUCUGGGCCAUGAAAUAUUCUGGGUGCUGACUGCUUUUAUAUAUAGUGAUCCAUAAGUCACCUGUGGAGGUACAGAGUUCAUGGAUGUGACUAAACUUUAAAGAAACAAUCCGAGCACCUAACCACUACAGGUCAUUAUUGUUACGUGUCAGUAGUGCCCUGGUGGCUGCUUUGUAAGGAGUCCUGAGAAGUUCCUGUUUAGGUAGUGGACGCAGGGAGCGGCACCUGACGUCUAAUAAUGGGGUGCCAGGGCAGGAGUUGUACCAUAACCACAUCAAGCUUUAACUAUCUUACAAGGAGGUAUAAGAGAUCUGUACGUAUCCCAUAAAUGUCUACACUCCAAGGUUUUAUGAGGAAAUGUACAGCUGUAUCUUCCAAUUGCUUUGUCUUUGCAUUUCCUCUUAGAAGUGGGAGGUAAAGGGAGUAAUGAGAAGGUGCAAAUACAUUUUAUAUUAUUUUAUAAAUUAAAUAUCAUAAAGUCUAGGCUUGGUUAUAGUGAUGUUUGCUUGAUUCUCUGUUGCAUUGAGUUUAGAAUUAUUGAAGUAUUAUUAUUCACCGUGUAUAAUAUACAUUACUUACAUUAUAUCCCAAUCUUUACAGAACAACCAUCGUUACCAGCUACGGAGACGGACAUUAAUACUGCUGACCCUUCGAUGUUGGUGACGGACACACAGGAGCCAGAGCCGGCUGGGUAUUCACUUUACAUCUUUCUCAUCAAUGUUGUUAGGACCUGAAUCCAUCUCAGUUUAUACCACCAUACCUGCUGAUUAUCUAUAUGUCUGUUGUGGGGGUUAAAUAAUGUCUUGAAUAUAGCAGCAUCAUUGUCUAAGAUAUAAUGAGUAUAGUGAUAUGACAACUAGAUAAACUAUAAUUUUCUUCCUUCUGAUAGCGAUUUUCAACUCUUCUCUAUGAAACCAAUUGUCCUACCGGAUGUGGAACUUCACUUAGACGCUACUCCUGCUCCAAGUCAGACUUUUUUAUAUAGCAUUCUGCCUGAGAUUUCAAUUUAUAUUGAGUUCCCGGAUUUCCUGGCUCAGGUAAAGCUCUCCGAUGUGCUGGUUGUUCUUUACCUCUAAACUUCAUCAAAAAAUGAUCACUCUGUGUACAAUAACCAUUAUAGCACAGUAAUGUAGUUAUGGUGCAAUGAUUCUGUGGAUAUUAGCCCACUUAUUUUUUUGUUAGACCAUUUAGGAACUUUUGGACAAAUAAGGGCUUGGCUGGUCCACAUGUCCCCUAUGCCGACGUUGAUGGUUGAACUCGAGCUAAAUCUGGUUCUUGUAGUUCUUGUAACUCCCUGUCAAUCAUUAAUAUAACCUCCGAUAGAGAAAACAUAGCGAGAGAGUAGACAUUAGACAAUGCUUCUAUUUCUCAUCCUUUGCCAUUUCCUAAAUCAUUAAAGGUAAACAGAGAAUCUCAGGGGAAAUGCUUUUAGUGUGUUAUUCAGUGGUAUACAUUGCAGAUAGGUAACACAAGAAAUCCUUUUAUCAUGUAUGGUUUUCCUUUCUAGGAUUUUGGAGAAGGCCACGAAUAUACCAGCGAUAGCAAAGAAAUGAUUACAAACCCAACACCAGACGUGCGGUAUGAUUACUUACCUGUGUUACAGGAGCCUUUUAUUCUAAGUCUUUUUUAUUGUGAGUGGUGUUUGGGACAAUUUAAAUAAUUUCUGAAUGUUUUCCUUUCUUGGCAGUAUUCGUCUCCGGAUUCCUCUCACCAUGGAGGACUUCAAGCUCCGCUCAGUGCUCGGUAGAGGGAGCUUCGGGAAAGUAAGUUUAAGAUGGAAUUCCAAUUCUAGUUCGAUAUAACGGAUGUCUUAACAGAUGCAGCACAACAAUUUGUUCAUUUUAAUUUCAGGUUCUGCUGGCUAAAUACAAGGACACAGGCAAUAUGUAUGCCUUGAAAGUAAUAAGAAAAGGAGACAUAGAAUCAUCAUCAAUACUCGAUUGGUCAGUAAAUGAAGAACAAUUAAUGGUUUUUGGAAAGAAAAGGUCAUGUUUUCUGUCUUUUGUUUGUCAAUUUGUUUUGGAGAUCGGGGGAAAAUGACUUUUAACUUUUAUUUUUCCUUUCCAGCCUUCUGAUUGAGAAGCGGGUAUUUCAAGCUGUGACCAACAGGCGUCACCCAUUUCUAAUUAACAUGUUUGGCAGUUUCCACACUCAAGAUCACGCCGUUUUUGUGAUGGAAUAUGCUGCUGGGGGCGACCUAAAGACACACCUCAAGCAAGGUCCAUUUCCAGAACCCAGAGCUGUGUGAGUAUAAGCUGCAGGUCUAAUCCAAUGUUCAAAGAUAGCUAGCUCUGUGGGUUUUAGAUCGAGUGUAAACAUGAUUAGCCAUUAACAAACAUAUUAAAAACGACUUCAUACUGUAUAACGUGAUGUAUAUCCCAUGGGCUGCUGUAUAUCUGCCUGCUGUAUGUGUCCAAUGCUGUAUCAGUGCCGUUACAUACACCGCUGUGUGCACCAACUAUAGCUUACGGUCUUGGAAGCAUCGGCAUUGGUGAAUGGAACCAGUCACCAGCAGUGAGAGAGCAGAAGGAAACCUGGGAAUUAAUGCAAUAUGUCAGAACACAGAGUGACUUGGAAUAUACGGAAUUAAACCAGUUAGUAAUAAAACACUUCAUCUUCUAGAAAGUAACAGAUUUAUUUAUUAUUCCCAGAUUUUAUUCUGCCUGUGUCGUCCUGGGACUGGAGUUCUUACACCAACAGAAGAUCGUCCACCGGUAAGAUUAUAGAAAAAAACUACACAUGGAGUGUCCGUAAUAUUUGUGUUAUUGUAUUUAACAUAGGCGUGCGCAGCCUAUUGCAUUAGGGUGUGAACCCUAAAGCACAAACACACGCCGCGUGUAUAUGUAUGUCUGUGUGUGUGUAUAUAUAUAUAUAUAUAUAUAUAUAUACACACACACAUUGCUGUGUGUGUGCUGCAUGAGGGUGGUUUGAGGGUGUUGCGUGUGUAAGGGUGCUGUGUGUGUGUGAGGGUGCUGUUUGUGUGCUGUGUGUGUGUGGAUACUGUUUGUGUGCUGUGUUUGUGUGUGUGUUUGUUAGGGUCCUGUUAGUGUGCUGUGUGUUUGAGGGUGCUGUAUGUGCGAGGGUGCUGUAUGUGUGUGCUGUAUGUGUGAAGGUGCUGUAUGUGUGUGCUGUAUGCGUGUGAGGGUGCUGUAUGUGUGGGUGUUGUGUGUAUGUGGGUGGGUGCUGUGUGGGUGCUGUGUGUGUGCUGUAUGUGUGUAGGUGCUGUGUGGGUGCUGUAUGUGUGUGGGUGAUUGUGGGGGGUGGAGGUGGGGGUACAUUACUUAAUAUCCCCACUCCCUUCUUACCUUAUGUAGGGAGGGGGGAUUCUUGUUCCUGCUGCUUCCCCUGGUGGUCCAGUGGAGAGGGAACUCUAGCCCCUGUGGGGCUCAGAACUUGCGAGAGGAACCCGGCAGAGCUGCUUGUUGAGCUCCCCGGGUCCUCUCCUGCCUCCCUCCAUGCUGCAGUGGGGAGGGAGGCUGAAAGCAAAGCCGGCGCUCGGAUAGCGUGGGCCCUGCAUGAGCCGACAGGGGGGAUCCUGAAAUCUCCCCUGCCGGUCUCACUCCAUAGGAGUGCCGCGGGGAUUAGGGUGCGCCUAGGCACACCCGGCACACCCUGUGCACACGCCUAUGGUAUUUAACCCUGUUUGUAGUAGUAAGUUAUUCAUGUUAACCAUUUAAAUAGCCUAAAGAGUGAAUCGUAAACCUAAGUGCCUCUAGUGUUAUGUAAAAUGAAUAAAACGUAAUGUUCUGUAUUUUAAUCUAGAGACCUGAAAUUAGAGAAUAUUGUUCUAGACGAAAAAGGCUUCGCAAAGAUCACAGACUUUGGUCUUUGCAAAGAAGGUAAAUAUAAUUUUAUAAUCAAAACAUACAUUUUGAUAAAGGUAUUCUCACUUAGUAAGGUCAAAAUGUCCCGGCAAUGUCAGAGCUAGCUUUCAUAUAAACAACCUUUUAAUAUAUAAAAUGAUGUGUAUAAAAUGUGUGCUUCAUUCCAAAAGAAACUCUGUAACGGUAAAAGUAUUUAUUUUUAAUUUAAAGUGUCCAUGGGGUCGUUCAGGUUAUGCGGCCCCCCUUUUAAGCUAAAAUGUUUUUACUCAGUCUCUAUCCAGGGCUGAGCAGGCAGUGUCGGAUGCACACACACAUUACACACAGCCAGCACACACACUGGGGAGGAACAGAAGGAGAUAUUACUGGGAGGGCAGAGGGUGAGACACUAUGCAUAGGGCUCCAGGUAGGCAAACCCCCAAUUAUUCUAAUUGAAAUUAUUAAAGGAGAUUGGGCUACUGCUUUAGUCCUUUAUAUUUCCCCCCCCCCUGUGGUUACCAACAUGGAGAACCGUGUCUGACAGCAUCCCAUAAACUCCUGCUGGGUAAAGGUUUAUGGAGUGAAUUCAAGCUCCACUGAAUAACAAUCUCAGCAAUAUCUAUUAAUUUAUAUUCUUAUAGGAAUAUCAGAUCCAAUACAGAAACAUGUCAUCAGACGUGAGCUAACCCGUUAGCAUGUUCAAUUAAGAUUACAGAUCAGUCUAACUGAAAGUCAUUCCAAAUAGAAUUUGCUAAAACUGAAUAUCUAUCUUCAACUUAUACCCAAUUCUGUUUUCCUUAUUUCGGAGGAAUCGGAUACGGAGACACAACCGGAACCCCUUGGGGAACACCGCUUUACGCAGCUCCUGAAGUCUUAAAGGGCAAGCCGUACACAAGAGCUGUAGACUGGUGGAGCGUUGGGGUGGUCAUUUAUGCAAUGCUGUCUGGAAAGGUAAGAACAGUCUUUCAACAGGAAUUUGUAAACAGAUUUAUUUUCUGCAAAUCCAAAGAGACUCUACCAAUUUAAAGGAGCACUCCACACACCUAAAGCAUUGUAGCUUGCUGAAAUGUUUUAUUUACACAGUGUCCAUUUUCAUUUUAUAAAACACAGAUUUCAAGGUAAAUUAACCUUGUUACACAGCUCUGCUGUCAAUCAUACAGAUGGCCCUGUUACUUCCUGGUUUGUUUAGCUCAGGGGAGAUAAACUCAAGAGGCAGCAAUGGCCCAGAGCACCUGCCUGGCAAAGACUUCUCAUUGAGCUGCAUUGGGAGGUCUGUGAUUGGACAUUCACAGAAAGUCUGGGCGGGGUUAGAAGGGGAGGGUUUGUAAAGGCGGCAGUUAAGAUAUCUGUAGCUUUUGCAAGCUGUUUUUAUUUUGGUAUUGCAAUAUUAAUAUUACAUCCCAAUAUUCCCCUGCAUAUUAACCCUUUCCCUUCCCAAAAUAGAUCCCCAGAGAGAUACAUUCCUAGUUGUUAUAACCCCCUCUCAAUUAACCCCUGACCCCUGGUUCCCCAAGAAACAUUUGUCUGCCAAACACCUCCCACUCCGUGAUUUGCUUGUACCAUUCCCAGAUAGUGAAAUAAAUCUCUUUCCAAUGAAUUAGCUCUAUCUUAUGCCCCUGGCCCCUGGUUACUUAGUCCUUUGGUGACUGUUUGAUAGCUGUGUGUACAUAGUGUGUGACCCUCUGUAUACUGCUCCCUGGCUAAUACCUGUACGGUAAGAGAAUGCCCAGUAGGUUUGGCCCUAAUACAUAAAACAAGCUCAAUACUUACUUGUCGAAGUCUUCCUUAUUGAUUGUAUUUAUGUCUCUGCCAAAAAGGAAAUAAAGCCAUCAUAGCCCAUUAUACCCGAACAAAAUACAAAAAUCAAUACACCAUAUUAAAAGUAAAUAAAAACACCAGGAGAGAUAAAAUAUAAUAUAGACCUUCCAGCCCUUAGUCAAAAUGGAGAUUCCCUGCUGGUGUGCAAAUCAUUCGGCUUAUUGGAAAUCCCAGCCAAUCACAGAGCAUCCCCUGAUGAUGUAUAUUAUAAGAGAGUUCGGUUCUCUUGUACAUUUCGUACAUUCAUGCACUCGCACCACACACCUUUCAUGCAUACUAAUUUAAAUAUUAUACCAUCUGUACUACUAACAUUAUAAAAACCUUAAACUAUUCAAUUAUUGCUCAGCUGUUGAUUCCUGUAGUUUACAACUUUACAAACUGAAAUCGAGUUUUUCUUUUUUACAAAAAUGUAUUUAUUCUCUAGUUCCCCUUCGAAAGCCUUGAUAUAGACAUGCUGACUGCGAGUAUCAUCAAAGGAAAAUUUCUAUAUCCAGAAUCUCUAUCAAGAAACGCUACUUCGAUAAUAAGACAGGUUAGUCGCCACACAUGUUUCGUGUUUAAUAAAUGUAAUAGAUUAUAUGAGCCAUGAUCAAACCGUCCAUUGACCAUUGAUGAGGGAAAUUGAUCCUGGCGAGCUGCCGUAGGAUGAAUGAAUUCUAAGUUCUUGGAGGUAUCAGGAUUAGACCCUCUGCAUGGAGCCUUGCGUCUAAUAAGUACAGUAAUAAUUUAUGACAUCACAUCCCAACAUAUUGCACCAUUACUUUAUAUGAAUGGUUUGACACAAGUAAGAUAGUGAUAUAAAGUGUGUAGAAAAGAAUGAAGGUUCCGAUGAUCUUUAGAAGAGGGAAUGUAUCAGUUUUCUUACUUACUGGUCAUACACAUAUCUCAAUACCUUAAAUUGGAUGUAACUAUCUGUGUGUUAAUGCAGGUAAAGAAACUGUAAUAGCAGUAUUAGCUGUAUUUCAAGAAUCAAGUCACAUAAACACACUGGGCACGGAUCAGUGGAAAACACAAACUAUUUUAUUCUGCGCAGAAUUAACACAGUGUUGACUCAUGUCUAAAAUACACUGGGCCCCAGUCCUCAGUUAACAGAGCUUAUAUAUCAUAAAUGAUGUAGUUCAUACGUAAGCGAGAUAUGUAAGGGUUACUCCCAUUACUGCAGUAAUUAAUAACCAAUUAACUAUUACUUUAUUCAUUUCCUACAUUACUGCGCAUGAAUAUUCUUAGCAUUCCUGGACAUAGGUCCUGACCCUGAUCAUGUACAGCUCUUGUCCCAAUAUAUGGUCAUAUGGCUCUCAGGCAUUUCCGAGAUUGGUCUGCCACCUUCGUUACUGCCCAACAUAAUACCCAAUUAGCGAGAGUAUUGAUAUCGCCACAAGUAUUUCCUACAAGUAAACAUAUCUAGCAUUCCUGCACAUGCGCUGAGCAAAAGGGAAGUACUGCAGUUUUUAACCAUAUGUGAAUCAGAUGUUUCUUGGGCAUCCUGCAGCCUCUACUACAAAACAUUCAUUAUUACUGAGAAUUAAACCAAAACCCUGAGUAUCUGCUUAUUCAUUCUAUGACAUCCUUAAUGAUUCAUUAUUCAUUAGCCAUAAGACACUAAUAUUUAAUAUUUACAUGACAUACAGCUCACCCACUAGCUCCCUGUAUAACAAUAUAGUUGUGGGUAGUUAGCACAGGGUAAAUCCAGAGCCCAGUCUUUUAUUGUGAAGACAGAUAGAUUGCAAUAUAACAUCAAGGGACACCUCGUGCCGUGAUCACAUAAAGCACCUCCCACGUACGUACACUGCUACCACCACACUUUCCUUUUCUUCUCUGCUGUCCCUUUAAGCAUCACUCACAUAGUGCAUGGCAGUUGGCUUGAAAGAGCCCGGCACGCGGAGCUAGCAACCAGCCUCCUCCCUGUGUCAAGCUCAGUACUUCUUAAUUACCCCAUGCACUUCUUAAUUGCCAUGCCACUCCCUCGUGCCACUUGCCCUACCCACUGUCUGCUUGCACAUGUCACUUGCCCUGUCCACUCUAUCCGUGUCCAUGUCAGAUAUGAUAUUAAUCCUUCACAUGCCUCAUUCACUCCAAUUAGUACCUCAUGCCAUUGUAACUGUCCCACUUCUCCAUGCCAGUUCCCAUCAUAUAUCACUUAGCUGGUCUCAAAAAUACAAUGACAAUAUCAAUAAAGAAAUGGCGGUUUAAUUAAUCAAACUAACUUACUUACAUUAUGAGUCUCACCAGCAAGCCCUCCUAGUGAUCCAUCAUGUUGCCUCCAUUCCCAGAAGAGGUUGCAUAGGGUACUGUCAAUGGUGUCACAUACUCCGUCCACUCUCUCUGAGGAGUAUCAUGUGAGUAGGAGAAAAUGCUUUCAGUCUCACACAUAACAACCAUGAUGAGGAAGUGGUAUGGCAAUUAAGAAGUGCAGGGGGCAAGUAAGUACUGAGCUUAACACAGGGAGGAGGCCGGUUGCUAGCUCCGAGUGCCAGGCUCUUUGAAAUCAUCACCUGCACUACGUGAGUUAUGCUUAAAGGGACAGCAGAGAAGAAAAGGAAAGUGUUGUGGUAGCAAUGUACGUAUGUGGGUGGUGCUUUCUGUGUCUGGUACUUGGCUUGCUGCUUGGGGGGAAACACCUGCCCCCCUCCGCUAUCCAUACCUGGGUUACAGACAGACAUUGGUUAAGCUGCAGAUAUUUAGAGCCCUACAUUGAUUAUAAUAAACAGGAAGCUAGCAAGCAGUAACCAUGAAUCAUGCCAGCAGUCAGGACAAUGUCCGGGCAGCAGUGACAUGUUAUGUUCUGCUUGUUGAUCUCUGCAUUACACAGCGUGAGUGAUAACGACAUCCGUUACUCUACCGUCAGAGAAAAUGCAUGUAAUUCUGAUGUUUAUUAUUAAAAUAAACAAUAUGUAUAUUUAAAAAAAAAUUCCCCAUUACAGCUUCUCACUAAAAAAGUAAAGGCACGACUAGGAGCCGGCAAGAAAGACGCCCAGGACGUUAAGGCGCACCCUUUUUUCCAAGUACGUACAUUUUGAAAUAGAACUUGUUAUUCGCUUUUAGUCAAGAAAAACAUAUUAUUGAGCAUCUCGUUAAGAUAAAAUCUAUGAAAUACUCAUGCUGAGUGCACUGAAAUGUCACUGAAAUUCUAACAUAGUCCAAAGAUAAUUUAGGAUAAAGUAGGGACUGCUUUGUCUUAGGGUUAGGUCUGAGGUUGACACGAGGUCGAGUUUCUGCUGUUUAGUUUCCCACAUCCCAGGUGACAGAGUCCCUUUAAGAUAGAAUUAUCAGGAAAGACUCAUUCUAACAGCUGAAUGAACAUUCUAAGUUAGUUGUGUGAUUAGAAAACAUAGUGUCCUAUUUACAUCCAUUUAAGGAAUCAUGGUAAAAUUAUACCCAGCUUGUGUAUCUGAUCACCCAGAACCCGCAGCAGCAGUAAGUGUUAUAACUUUCUGUGCUGCUAACUUUACCUCCAUAAACACAUCACCAGCAGUUAGUGGGCCAGGAAAAGAAGGAAUCUCACCAUAUCAAACAUGAAGCUGUCACUUUAACAGAUUACUAUCCCACCAGCUCCCUAUGUGAAGAAUGGGGAGCAAACUGGAAACCUGCCUGGUGCCCCCUAUAAUCAUAACCACCAUAACCACUGCAGCCUCCCAUUUGUGAAUGAUUUGACAGCUUACCUGGGGUCCGUUGUGCACUGUUCAUGGUCAGGUCAUUGGCUGAGAGUGUUAGCUUAGUAUUCUCAGCCAAUGAGUACCUCCAUGCAUCCCCAGGCUAGGAGAGUGCAGCAAGCUUCCGGACUGCGGAGGAGACGCGACCGGCGGACCACAGGUAAGUUGUCAAACCAUUCACAAACAGCUUGGCUUCACACACUAGUAGGGGGCCAUGGAACUCAUGGCACCAUUACCACUACAGAUUAAUGUAGUGGUUAUGGUGCUUAGACUGUUCUUUUAAGGUAAUUUGAGAAUCAGUUUAAAGAAUCCCAUUGGGAUCUGUACAGAAUGUAGCUUUCUGGACAUAUUAUCUGUAAUUCUGUGUAAUAUAUAGUUAUUUUACUGAUUUACUCAAUGAUGUACAUUCCUUUCCAGCACAUAGACUGGGCUGCAUUAUUAUUAAAGAAUGUGACGCCACCAUUUGUGCCCACCAUUGACGGACCUGAAGAUGUCAGCAAUUUUAGUUGCAUGUUUACAUUAGAAUAUCCUAAGUUAACUCCAACCAAAAGGCGAACUGAAAUACCGUGCUACGAGGCGGAGGCAUUUGAGGACUUUAAUUGGAGGGCUGAUUGGAAUUAA
Molecule: messenger RNA, 69061 nt
Organism: Pelobates cultripes (western spadefoot toad)
Lineage: Eukaryota; Metazoa; Chordata; Amphibia; Anura; Pelobatidae
Source: the annotation of a GenBank genome assembly